AGGGUUACAUGUAAAUAAAGUCGCCCAGCCUCUGUUUCCACUCGAGCUAGUCCAGCCCAUUGACAAACCAGCCAAUGUCCGCACAGCGCUGGUCUUUUUGGUGCUUAAGCUAACAUUGGCAGUCGCAACAUUUAGCAUCAUCUGUCGUCCUCCUACGGCUGGAGCUAUCACUCUGCUGCUCCUCGAGUUGUACCCCUCGUGAGUGUGUGUUUGAGUGUGUGUAGCUCCAAAACAUGGCGGCCCUCAAAGCUUUGUGCAGAGCGGAGAAUAUAUUCUUCAAAAACCUCUCAGGUCCCUUCACAACCAAAUCUAACGUCGCUCAUCUUCAAUUGAGCAAGGUCGGUAUUACACGGUCAGUGACUGUGAAACUGUUCAAGCUGACUUUAAACGGUCGCUAAUGACUCGGCUGCAUAAAAAGGUCAUACUAUUGUUUUCAUUUUAUUCACUUAGUUGUCCAAUAAUUUAGAAGUAUGUGAUAUCAGCUACGUUAAAUAACAAUAAAUGCUCGUUUUUAUGCUCUUAUUAAGUUUAAUUUCGACGAUAUCGACUGACUUCACUGACCUCAAGCUGCUGGCUUUACAAUUCUGGCGGGGAAUUCCCUCUAUUGAAGUUUAGAUCACAUCACUGCAUUGUUCACCAUGCACAUGAUAAGCCUGUAUUAAAACAAACAAUGCUCUGUAACGUGUUGUCUGUGAGUACAACCAGUAUCCUGACAUGUCAACAUGUGUGCGAGUGUUGAACGGGCAAUGUAUGCAGGUGCAUAAUCAUUCACCUCACAGUCUCAGCUUCAGUUUUCUUUUCUAAACUUGUGUUUUCCUUGAGACAGAAGCAACAAUGUGGACAUUAUACAAGAUGGACAUGUCUAUAAAUAGUGCAGAGUGAGGUCUGAGAUCAGAACCAAAGAGGAAAGCAAAUGUAGGAACAUACCCCAAUAAGCAUUACUUUUCCCUUAAUAGUAGGAAAUGUUCAGUGUUACCCUGGUGAAAAUAUGUGCAGCAGUAGUAUGUAACAUUUUGUGCAACUUUGAGAAUGGACAAACCGUUUCAAGGACAGAGGAUAGAGUUUAUGUAUUCAAAGAGGAUUAAAGGUAACUUCCCAAUUAACAUAUCGGGUGUGGUGUGUUGCAAAAACUGGUCUAUUACCACAGGCUACUGUCGAUAAACUGGAAAGAACUAGAGGUGGCGUUGCACAAAUCAGUCAUGUUGACAUCUCUUGUCUUCUUUUAAUUUGUGAUAAAUAAAUAUAACAGAAAAACACCUUUAAGUUUUUACAUUUGAGUCUUUAGGAAGCUCUGUCUGGUUAAGUUUACUCUGCCUUGAUCUCCAGUCCUCUUGUCAUCAUAAGACCAUGACAAUGUACAAACAUAUUGCCAGUCUUAUGUGAUAACGCUAAGUUUUAACUCACAUUUGCAUAUGUUUCAUAGCACAACACCAUUGUGUUUGAUCAAGAAUAGUUUACAUUGUUUGCAACAUGGUUUUGUUUACUAUUUUGUAAUUUCUACAGACUUCCAGCUGUUACUUUUCGACCUCCAGUCAAAGAAACUCACGGUUCUACUCAGACCCCGUAGAGGCAGUGAAGGAUAUCCCUGAUGGAGCUACCCUUUUAGUUGGAGGUAAGAAAUACCUCACUUAUGCAAAGUGGCUCCAAGAUGGUAGGAUGGACUCAGUUACGCCUCACUGACAGUGCUGGUAAAUUCCCUCCAUGUUAAAAAGCAUGAAGUUUUGUAAACAAUACUUUAAAGUGAGCCUUGACUCUGCAGGACAAGGUGGUUAAUAAACAUGCACACACACACAGCAGAUACAAAUUCCACAGCUCUUAUUUAUAGUCAAGUUCAGAGUGACAUUGUUAAACAUUUUCUGCUGUGUCACGCUUCUGUGAGAGGGAAAGUCUUACAAUCAUUGCUUACAUAAUUUUAGAAAUGUGAUCUACCAUCCAUAUAUAGCAAGAUAGCAAGGAGUGGAAUUAACUGGGACUUGAUCCAAGCUUGACAAGAGCAGCUUCUUUUUUUUUGCUGCUGUGCUGCUGGUGAAAAUUUCACCUUGUAUGACCUUCUAAUCAUUUACAUGCUUGACUCUUUGCCUGUAUUUUCACUCUAUCAUGAAUUCUUUCUCAACACAGGUUUUGGGUUAUGUGGAAUCCCAGAGAAUCUUAUCAACAGUUUAUUGAAGACCGGCGUGAGGGGUAUCACAGCUGUCAGCAACAAUGCUGGGUAAGAGUGUGUUUAUGUAGAGGAAAAGAAGCAUGUCUGUGCUAUCCAUGCAGGCACCUGCAUGUAAAUGUAUACCUAAACCAUAAAGUUUAUUCAAUGGUGGUGUUGCAUUAUGAUACUUAGUUCACCAGUAAAGACCCAAGCUGGUUUUCAAGAAUAAAUACUUAGUUUGUUUAUCUACCUCUGGUUUUAAUCAGAUUUCAUCUGGCCCUGGAAAUGUUUGCAGUGUCAUGUUUCAUGCCAUGCUUCAUUUCUAAUUCAGUAGUGGAUGUGCAAUCCUUAUUAGUCUAGUCGAGUCUUUCUCUGCUGUCAUUGUUACCUACUGUUGACACUUGUCUGAUUAGAGUCUGCGAUGCGAGAAAGUUGAUUGAAGAUGGACUUGUUCUUUUUUCAGAUGUCUUGUUGGUUCAAACUGUCACUCACUGUUACACAAUAUCAGCAAACAGACAUUUAUGAAUCCUUCCCCAUAUGUCAACAUCAAAGUUCUUCUUAUGGCCACUGAAAUUAAUGACAGAGCUGUAAGGAAACAGGGUUUAGUGAGUGAGACUCUCACUGGGCCGUGAGCUCAGGAAUUGAUAAUCAGGAGUUAAAGAUAUCUCUUUCCAGACUUUCUUAAACUUUUUGGGGUAAAAUGAACCCCAUAAGUACCCUUGUGUUGUAUGUUUGAACAGGCAGUGUUGACCUGUAUCUUUGGACAGAAACCUGACCAAAGAGGAUGUCCACAAGUGAGCUUUUUAGAUUUGUCACAAGAGCAGACACAGAGAAGAGGUUUAUUUUGUGCUGCCAAUGCCUUCAGAGGUUGUGUUGUAUUGUGCGUGAUGAGUAUCAUAACCCCAAAGUGGAUAGACUGAAGCAACAGAGAGGAAAAUGAUGUCUACUCUGUGUAAAGGAGAGGUUUGCCAGGACAUAUCAGCACUGUGUGAGAGUAAAGCUUGUACUGUUUAUUGACUUCUGACUCCUCUGCAGCUUUGAAACUUUGUGUAAAAUCACACACCGGGGAAGCAAUAUGACAAGGCUAUUUGGCUGGUUAAAAAAGUACAAAGAUUUCGUGAUGGCUGAGCUUCAUAAGGGUGCUUUUGUGGAAUCUCUAAAUAAAAUUGGCUCAUGGAAAAACAGCCAGAAGCUUCUUUUGUUGCACAAGGAAAUCAGCUGCUGACCUCAAUGCCCCUUAAUUACCGAACCUGAGGUUUAUUGCCCAAAAACAGUUAAAAAAAAAAGUGCGUUGGCAGCUACUCAAAGGAAAUCACUGUAUUAUGUAGACAAGACAAAUCGCUUAAAUGAGGGUGUAUAGCUAUAGGGAAAAAAGGGAAGCUAAGGACACAUGAUUUAUGACAUAACUACAGAGUUAUAAACUGCUGUGCUGGCUGAGACUUUUUCUGCAUUUUUCCUGCAUGUUGUUCAGCAUAACGUAAAUAUCACUGUUGCAUUCUUGAAAAUAGUCUGUUGUCUUGCUGCAUUCCUUUUCUGUAGUUUAAUCCUACCAGGCCGUCAUAUAGGAAACAAAGUUUUACCUUCACUGUUGACAUAGCAACACCGAUAUUUGUGAUGGUGCCCAAAAUCAGAUCUUAUCUCCAGACACAUUGUGCUGAGAUUGCUGCUCUUUGAAAGGCAGGGUGUCACACUUGACUGGUGAGUUUGGGAUAAAAAAUACAACCACCCUUUCCUUGUUUGUUCAAUUUACGGCAGCAUUUUAAGGAUUGGUUGCUGUUGUUGCAGGGAGUAGCAUGCAUAGAGAAGUCCAACUUCAAGUUCAGAAAGGACUUGUCUGUGCUGGCAAUACUGAAAGAACCACAUUAACAUCGGAGCGCAGUGAUUCUUAUUGUAUCUGGUGUAUGUGUCAGAGCACCACACAAAUGUUACAGUCCUUUCCAAUCCAACAGACUCGUGCAGCGGACUUUGAUUUUUGGGAAUACUGAUUCUUGGAACAGGUGUGUAAAAUGUUUGCUCGAGCCAGGCUGUAUGUCUGCACAAUCAUUACUCCCCUCAGUAUUUUUCCCCCUGCAGACACAUGUUUUCAGGGACGAUUGUUACCUCUAGCAAAAUGUGUUCAAAAAGUCUUUUCUGAGUGUUUUUUUUUGCAGAUUCUGUUAUGAUUAGAGUUUGAAAUAAACACCACACAAGCACUAAAGUCUACAGAAACUAUUCUUGUUAAUCAAGUGGGAACUCUGGUUGCUAAAGUAGCCUCAAGUAAUUGCCUCCCUACUGUUAUAUUCAACUAUAGUUGGUUGGUUUGGGCUUCCAGACAGGGAGAGGCAUUUAUCUGGCGUAUAUGUGGGAUAUUUUGCAACAAGGGGAGGAGAGCGGAGAGCUAUUCCACAUAAGCAGGAAUGUGUUACAUAUGUCAUUGAUUAUGUGUAUUUGAUAAAAGCUUCCAGGCCAAUGUGCAGCAUAUUCUCUGUUGUUUACCGCGCUUGAAAUGGGUUUGUUAUGUUGGUAAGUUUGAAGAAGGAUGGAAGGGAAAAAAGUAGCAUGCAAUGUUUAAACCAAGUGAGGAGAUUCUUACAGCUGAAAACAAUCCUUCCUUAGCUUGCUUCUUCUUGAAUCACCAAAGUCUAAAAGCCUCUCGUAUAAAACUUGCUGAACAAGUUAGGUCAUGUUCUCAUAUAAUCUCAGAGGAUAGGAACAAUGUACAGGAUCAUUUAUGCAAGCCGAAGUGAGCAGUGUUAAUCAGAACUUUAUUCUCCUGGAGAGUGUUUUUUUUUUUCCAAAACCACUUAACUCUUUCAGAUCUCGAAUCUAAAAGGGCAAAGUCUGGCUGUGAGAGAGAGUGAGUGUAGCGAGACACUGCUGUUUUAUUUUGUUGGACAUAGAGACACUGGGCUUUUUAUGCUGUGUAAUAUGAGCUGAGAGGCUUUCAGCUGUACACAGGAGGAGCUGUGACCAAGCUGCACUCCCUGGAGCACUGGUAUUCACUCUGGAUUGUUACUUUAGGAGAAGUUACACAAACAAAGGAGGUGUAACUUUAAAAGAUUUAAUUUCUACUCUAUAUUUAGGGGACUCUGUUAUAAAAGUUCUAGUUUGAUGUCAUUUUGAAUAUAAUGAGGAUUUAACCUUCAAACGAAUACAGAGCUUAAACUUGAGUUUCACACAAAAGAGCAGAAAAUGCGUACUAACUUUUCUGAGGUUUUAUCCUUUUAUGCAUUCCUAGAACACGUCCGAUUUGUCAUUGCUCUGUGUGCGUGUGUGUGUGACAGGGUGCUGGUAUCGGUCAUCUGUUUUUGGUAUUCUGUGUCCACAUGGCCUAGAUAUCAUGUCAGCUGACUUGAGGUUAGAGUGAAGUGCAAAGAAGCUUCUGUGUGGAUACACAAAAGAAGCAAAACUUAUGCUUUGCAAAGGUGAUGAAAUCAAAGACGGUGUUUAAAACAUAAAUUCUUAAAUCAAAUCAAAAUGCCUUGUUUGAAACUGUGUUGUAUGUUUUAAAGAGUUUUAUGAGGACAAUGACUUUAUUAGUAAAUGACUGACCAGAUAUUAUGCAUAGACAUUCCUCUCAUAGCUUCAGGCUCAUUUUAUGAUCAUUUUAAAGCCCUGGUAACAUAAUAACUUUAUUUAGUCAUAAACGGUUUGGAAGGAGCACGAACUAUAGUGGGAUAGUUUAUAAGAGUUUCACAGUCCAAUUGUGAGACAUCCUAAAGUGUUACAAGUGCUCACACUGAAAGUGUAGUAUAAAUUUGUCAUAUCCCCUUAUUCAUUUUUCUUUUCAUUGCUCUUUUAUUUUCAGAGACCUGAAACAAAAGAUUUUCUCAGAUGCCUCAGUGCUUCUUGUAACAAGCUGAGCUCUCAUCAUUGUGAACAGACUGACUAUGACUUUGCCAUAUCACUCAUUUAGUCAAGAAAUGACCUUGAAUGACCUCUGGAGGCAUUCAGGGUAAUGUUAGCUGUUACUCUUUGUUAUAUUGUAGGCUGGUUAUGGGAUGGAUGGUGUCUUUAAUGGCGGACAUUUAGACUCUCUUGCUCUUUUCUAUCAUGAUGAAUGAUUUAAAAGUUGAUUUUGUUUGGAAUAACUGUAAAUCUCGUGAAAUCUGGUUCAUGGCAAAUGUAUUUGAUAGAUUUUGAUAAAGAUCAGCAUUCAGACUGACUGCCUCUUGCAAUUUGUAAUGGGAGAUUUAACCAGUAUUAUAUAAGACAUGCUUACUGUGAUUUUUCAGAUUAUUUUAAAAAGCAUGAUUUUAAGUACAAAGCCACUGGUCUCUGUGUUUGUUUACUGCAUGGGUGACCUGACUGCACUGUUAAGAGUUCAUCGUACGCCGUGUGUGUGCUUACUCCAGGGUGGAUAACUUUGGCCUGGGUCUGCUGCUCCAGACUAAGCAGAUCAAGAGGAUGAUCUCCUCAUAUGUCGGGGAGAACGCAGAGUUUGAGCGACAGUAUCUGGCUGGAGAGCUGGAAGUGGAGCUGACGCCACAGGUGGGUCAGAAAUCAUGUGAAACUGUUCAUGUACAACUUUUUACACGACACAUACAGCAUCACAUGCAAGUGCACAUUUUGUUCUACAUGUCUUUACAGUUUGAAAUGACAACAGACUGCUUAGUCUUCAUUUACAUACAAAAACACUGCUGGUGAUGUUGAUUUGAAACCCUCACUUCGUUAAUGUGUCACCUUCUUCCUGACAGGGCACUCUUGCAGAGAGGAUAAGGGCCGGAGGUGCUGGGAUUCCAGCCUUCUUUACAGCCACUGGAUAUGGCACAUUAAUCCAACAAGGAGGUUCUCCUAUUAAAUACAACAAAGAUGGCAGCAUUGGCAUUGCCAGCGAGGAGAGACCGGUAAGUGUGGUCUAAUACUGGUACUGCAAUGAGUCUAUAUUCAUAAUGUGCAUGAAGAUACAGAAAAGCACAACGCAGAUCUCGUAAGCUGUGGGAAUCCUGCAUCAUGAAGGAGCUGUAAAAACAGAAAACUGCAACUUGUUUGACUGGUUUGAUUUAGUGCUGCAGGUGGUGCCAAGAUACUGCAGUAAAUUCCUCAUGUGUACAUGGAUUAAUCUUAACACAGAUGUGGCACAUGAGGGAAAUAAGUUGGCAUGAAAGUCUGUCCGGCUCAUGGUUUUCUGGUUUCCAAAAAGUAGCACUAAUUGCUUAUCAAGGUCUAAACAGUUAGAAUCUGGGCCAAGUCUAAAAAUGUCGUAGAACAGGUCACAAAGCUCGAUGGCAUCCAUCGCCCCUCACUUUCUUCAAUGUGCCGUUGUUUUGUACAGGUGCAGGAGUUCAACGGCAGGCACUACGUAAUGGAAAAGGCCAUCACUGGAGACUACGCACUUAUCAAAGCAUGGAAAGCUGACAAGGCUGGAAAUGUUGUUUUCAGGUAACUAAUGAAGCAGUGAAAACAACUAAUGCGCCACUCUCAACAGUGAUAUCCACAGAUCCCACAUCAUUAGCUUGGAGCUGCCACUAUUUAUCUUGUUGAGAAUCAGCUGCUCCCUGCCUUAAAGCGUUUCAGACUAGUCUUAAUCACUGUAGUUGUGUUGGGACAACAAUCCGAUCAUGUGGCUGGUGUUAUAUGAAAAAGCAAAACAAGAGGGCUUUUCAAGCAGCUCUCUUGGUUUGGCUUUAACCUUACUCUAGUCAAGGUCUGAGGAAAUAGACAGUAUAUAACUUGAUUCUUAUCAGCAUGCUUGUAUCACUAACACAGUUUACUUUUAUUUGUUCGGAGUUUGCAAACAAACCAUGGCAUAAACAUCAACCUCCAUUAGCAAAUUUACACCAGGAAAACAUCCUCUCAGUUUUGCAAAGUUAACUGAAGGUUUAGUGACGUACAAGAAAGCUGUGCCAAGCCAGAUUAAAAACAAAACUUGAAAAGGAUGUUUAAUGAACGAGUUAAUUACUACAUGUUUGUGUUUAUCCUGAAUAUCUACAUCUAACCCAGAAUAACCACAUCCCCUCUUGCUCUGCAUUAAUUUUAAUUGGGUUAAUUUGCACCAACCUGAUGUAUGUGAGUAAAGUUUAUGUCCACAAGAGGGCAGUAUCUUCAAGUCAACUGUCAGUGGUGAAUCAUGGACAUUACAGAGUACUUCAGAUUUUACCUGCUAUUUUUUUGUACAUUUUUUCACCUCGAAAUGAGUUUUUUAUCAUUUCCUUUUUUGUCUUUCUUUCAGAAAAACAGCCAGAAACUUCAACCAGCCAAUGUGCAAGGCAGCCAAAACCACCAUAGUUGAGGUACGCAAUUCUAGAAACACAAUGUUUUAACAUUUCAGCCCUUUUUUUCUUUUUGGUAAUAGUGUUAUACUGCAGUAAGACACAAUGAAAACAGGUCAUAUAUCUGAAUGCAAACUUACUCAUUAUGACCCUCCUCCCUCUCUAAAACAAGUUUGCAGUGUGAUACUCAAGAUCAGAGAAAGACAAUUGAAUCAUCUCUUGAAACACACUUUUAAGGGGCUGACUUGUCAAAAUUGAGGUGCAGCUGUUGCAUUGUUAUCCUCAGAGACACACACUUAGAGAGAAAAGAGCACAAACGUAGCUGAUCGGUGUGCCACAGUUGACUUUCAGUGUUAAUACUGACACCUACUCUGACACAAAGAGGGGGCGGUACCCUUUAGUUAGUGUGUGUGGCUCCGCUCUGAGGUGUCAGAGAGGAACAAGCAGAAGACCGCGAUUGAAUUAAUGCUGUUGUCAGCCCAAAUCACUCUUCCACUUGUUUUUUUACCUGCCACUGUAGCUGUGUCUGUGUUGGGGGGGUGAAGUAAAUCUCCAUUGUGUUUGCAUCAAGAUCAUGUGUGUGCAUCAAAAAUCCAAAAUGUGUGUUUAAAAGUGGUGAUGAUGACACUGCAAAAUCCCUGUCAUGGCAAAAUGUGACACCCACCCUACCUGAAACCUGUCAACUGGCACAUGUAACUGUGUGUUCCAGUCUACUAGUCUAUACAUACAUCCACCAGUUUGGCUUCACUUUCCCUAGGGAUUUUGGCACCAGCUUUUCUUACAUUAGUUACAUUUUUUUGUCAUGCAUACUUCUAUUGUGUUGUAAUCAAGUCCCAGAUGUUCAGUUAGCCUAGAGAUAAUCAUCAAUCAAAAGAACAACAGAAGAACUAGCACCGUAGACUGUAUAUAGAGUGGACGCCAUCUGCCUCCUCACUGGGUGAAGCCACCCCGAGAACAGCACCCUCUGGUGACGGGCUGCAGUAUAGGUCAUAAAUCCUGCCUUCUCUAGCAAUCCCUAUGGAGCUGUUGACAAACUUUAGAAAUUUAUUACACAGAAAAUACACUUUUCUCCCCCCUGCUUGGGAUGUUGACAUGUAGGUAUUGUAAGACUGGUUUGUGCUUAAGUCCUCUUUUCUCUGUGCAGCUCCGUUUUUAAAAGUUAUUGGGGGUUCAAGUUUGCUAUGAUUGACACUUGAUACAGCUUAUGUUACACUCUUGUUACAUCUAGAACAUAUCUGGAAUCAGUCUGUGACGAAAAAAAGUUUGAACUUCAUUUAAAUGUUGACCAUUGAGAAAUAAAAGUAUAUAAAGCAUCCAUUAAACAUGAAAUACUGGACCAAUCCACAAAGCAGUUACCCUCUUGUCGUCCUGUACCCAGUGAAGCUUGAAAAUAAAGUCAUCAUUUGAGAUAGAUGCUUGAGGAUGUAAUAAUUCUCAAAUGAAAAGGUGGAGAAAGAGAGGUGUUUCCUUUCAGUCACUCUCAAGGUCAGGAGCUGAGAUUUUAGAAAGACAUCUCAAAAGUAAAAGACCAGCUUUUUCUACUGUCAUGGGCUUGAAAGGACUAUUUUGAUGCGUUGCUAAGAAUAGGGGUCAAAAAUUGCAGAUGUUAAUAGCACAUUACAAGUUUUAAGACCUUCACCUUCAUCUGUCUAUGUCAAAAAUACAGUACUAAUGUCCUGAAGAAGUCUUUGGUCUGUCUGUGUUCUCUCUAGCUUUAUUGUAUGUGUCUGGUUACCUACCUGUCAGGCAUUUGACAGUCCAAAAAUGUGUCUGCUCCUCUGCAUCCUCUGUGUGUGUGUGUAUAUACACUGUUUGUGUGUGUGUGUGUCUCUAUCUUCCAUCCCUCCAGCACACAAACAGCUUCACACCUCCCAUAUAGCCACGGCUUGAAUCAAAGAGCAGCAGGGAGAAAAACUGUGUGUGAAAACCAUAAAACACAGGCGCCUUCUGAAAAUAAAUCAGCAGCAAAGGGUCCCUCAUAAAUCUAAUGGGGUUUCACAAAGCACAUUUUCAAUUAUUUUGUGGUCGUUGGACCUGAGAUGUAGUCUGCUGUUGAGUAGAAAUGCCUGCUCCUAAAUUGGGAGAGUAAAUUUCCUCAUCAAAGAUUGUGUGGGGGCAUUAAGGUCAGCUGAUCUCUAAAACUUGUGUCAUGUCGAUGAAUAGCAGAGAUACUGAUGUUUUUUUUUAGGCUACAGUGUGUGGCACACUUCACAACCAAAAAAAAAAAAAACUCCAAUAAGUAACCUAAUUAUCUUCUCCAUGGAUCAUGAGGGUAGUCGCUCUGACGCCAGUGACGCCAACAAGAAAUGUGUGUUUGAUGUCUGCUGGAGUUGCGAUGCUGACUGCACUGACAGGAAUAACAAUGCCGCUUUGCAAAGAGAGCUAUUUUAUGAGAUGCAUUUAUCAUUUGUUGGACUGUUUUAACCAUCUGCUUCGACAAGAGAGUGUUAAUGUUCGGCUCAGUGCAAUUUUUGGAAAGUGGGGAAGAUGAAACAAUAGGGAACUGAUGAAAAGACCAAGGCUGAAUUUGGAUUAUUGGACACAUAAAAAAAAAAAAAAAAAACAGGUGCAUUUUGUUGUGAUUGUUUGCUUUUAUUUUGAGGUAUUUCCACCUGCAUACAGUUAAGAACUGCAGGAAUGAGAGGAAAGAAGGACAAGGGAUAAAGUAUUCAAAGCAAGUUUUGGAACUCACAACUUCUAGCAUCCACCGGACAAAUUUCACUUCAAAUGGGAAAAGAGGUGUGAUGUACAUAAAUUACUUUUGUGAAUGUCUUUGAUAAGGUCUAGACUAAUAUGUUCAGCCCGAAGAAAUGUCAUUGAAAGUAUGCUGUUUUUCAAAACGAUUAAUGUCACAUCCCGAUCAAUAAACCUCACUCUAAGUGCAUUCUGGGGCUUGACACAAAUCAUCUUGUUUUGCGAGUGGAACACUCUAAAUUUCUUCUGUGGCUUGAAUAAACCCAUUUAAGUGGAAUUUUAGGUUCCCCACAAGGACUAAAACCAGACUGCGCCAACCAGCGGUGUCAUUUUCACCAAAGCCUGCAAAUAUUCUGCACUUAGCUCAUGUCAUAUUCCAAAAACGAGUCGUCAAAAGUCACCCGCAUUCAGAUUAGAGCUUCAAAAUGUCAGGGAAUUCAACUUAAUCUGAGGUGCAGUCUCACAAAUCAUGUCAGACAGGAUUUUUAAAAUGUUGAAUCGGAAUUGAACGUAUUUCAAAAUGUCAUUCUCACACUUUGCAGCAACUGAUAACCUCUUACUUGCCUUCAGAGAGAAACUUAAGAGUGACAGCAAAAACUGAAGAGUGAAUCCUUCUUGUCUUUGAUAAUUACUUUAAGUUUCAAGUACACAAAAAUGUUUCCCCUGGCAAAACCAAGGAAAUCUAUAACUCAUUUCGAUUAAGUAUUGAAAUGUGUAUUUCUGGACCACAUUUAUCAUGCAUGUUAAAGUACCUGAGAACCUGUUUGAGCUAAUUGAAUACUUUGUUUUACUGUCCGAUCAGGCAAUUCAUCAGAUUGUGUCCACCGCUGUUUUAUUGCGCCUUUUUAUGGUGCUUUUUUUUAUGGCAGUCUAGGUAACAAAUGAAUAUCAUCCAUGACAAGCGUACUUACUGGAGACAUAAAGUGAUAGGCCUCUAUUACAAUAGCCAUUAAAGGCCUUUUAUCUGCGGUGCUGAAGCAAUUACCCCCUCUUUCUGAAAAUAAAUGUAUCUUUAGGAGUCGGUGCAUGCUUGGUCAUAAAUCUGCUGAUGUGCUGUCAAUAUUGACCCUGCUGUCUCUGUGUACCGGUUAAGCAGCAGAUAGGGUCGAAUGCUUUCAUUAUUUAUAUCACUUUCUGUUUAGCUUGGCAGCUCAGGCGUCCGGGGUUAGUGAUCCAAACUCCUCUUAAGAGUCGUAUAAACCCCUAAAUCUGCUGAAACAUAUUAAUCUGUUUAGUGUGGGUUGAUACUUUAUAUAUUCAUAAAAAUGAUGAAUUGCCUUUGUUUCAAACUCUAAAACGUGUCCCUUAUGCUAUUAUGCUACAUUAUUCUAUAAUUGACUUUACUGAGGCAAAUUUGAAAUAAAUUUGUGAUAUCCUUAGCCAUCUGUCAUCACAGAAAACUUGCAUUUUAGUCUGGGUUCUGAGUAACUACUUCCCUCUUGGCGUUUUGAGUGAGUGUGUGUGUGUGUGUGUUUGUAAAUUGCAUUUCAGUCCUCAGGGGCUAACAGAUGUGAAGAUAUGUAACUCAGUGACUUUACUUCUGUCACACAUUAAUGGCAAAUUCAAAUGAUGUCCCAGGAGUGUAUGAUUAACCCUGGACUGACUCACUGGCCAGCCUUAUCUCACCAAGAAGACACCAAAUCUGUCAAGUUCAAGAUAAAUGCAUGAAGACUUUUUGUGGUCUUCUUGUACUCCAUCUAAGUCCUUUUCUUUCUGUGUGAAGAAUCUGAACUUUGACAAGAACUAUCUCCUGCUUCAUUGCCUGGAGUCAGUCACUGGCAUCAUAGUCCUGUUCUUACUCUAUUAUGAAUAUCUCCUCUUUCUCAAACAGAAUCUGAACUACAAAAGGCAGGAAGCGUGUCAGAGAACCAGAUAACACAAAAGCACUUUGAGAAUUACCAGAUCAUUGCCAGCCCCUGCCAUGGUUGCCAGGCAACCAAAUCCUGCUAUUCAAUUGUUGAAUGUUGCACAGUAUCCAGCUGGUCCAGUUAUUCCCUUAUCGCAGGUACAGUGAAAGGCCCCAUUGCAUUGUGGGAAACAAUGCACCAGAGACUGAAUCAAAGCAGUGGGCUCUGCUGUUGUUCGACCAUCAGUCACAGUAAAUGACUCAACUGUAUUCUCUCACCGUGGCAGUGCUGUGUGCAGAGGUGUGGGUGUUUGUGUGCAAAAGGGCCAUCCAGUCAUGCAUGCAUGAGUUGAAUGAAUGUAUGUGUGAGCGUGAUUUGUUCCUUUAACCGACGGGAGGCCUAACUGGUGGUAUAAAUGACCUCCGUCUUAAAGGGAAUCAGCUACAGCCCUCUACUGUACAGCUGUGUGGCAACAAAAGUCCAGGUUAGAUUGAAUCACUGUUUGGCCAUGAAAUUGUAUUACAGUGACCCAGUAAGACUUCUUCAUGGUAUGAAAUGUCUGGCUAAUUCACUGCUGGAGUUUGAAUAAUCUCAGCCACAUUUUUGGACGCUGUUUCGCAGCACUUAUCAUGCCUUGUUGAUUUUACUUGCCUUGAUCGUGACUUUUGCCCCGCACUAACUCCAUUACUCAAGCAACUGUUGGCAAAUAAUUAUGAAUCCUCUCAUUUUCCACAUCAUUUCCCCGGCCUAAAGAGAUUUAUGAAUAAGCUGUUCAGUGCAAUGAAUGCCCAAAUUACCUCAGCCAAGACAGUAAUGCCUCAGUGCGAUUUGUCAUCAGUGUUAUAGAAGAAAUGGGAGGUCAACUUUUGACAUAUUUAUUGUAAAGAAAAAAGUUACAGUAUGCAGUAUUGCAUAUCAGAGAUGAUUUAAUCAUGGCCUUGUUGUGAAUAUAGAUGUGUUGUUGAGGUAAUUUUGUCUUUUUAAACUCGCUAUAGAGGCAAUUUGUAGCUCUAAUGCUGAGAGAUUUGUGUGUGACAGACUGUAGCCUUGCUUUGAGUCUCAAUUGAUUUAAAAGCCCUGAUUAUGCUUGAAAGAAAAGGCACAGCACACGACUGAGUCCCCUUUUUUGAUGCACCAUAGGAUGUGGCAGCAGCAACAAUGUAAAAGUUGCCUCCAGCAUGGUUCACUUCUUUGAAUUUGAGCUCGGAGGCAAAUGGUGGUAGUUGUUGAGCUGUCCUCUCUACAACUGCAGCAGUUUUCUGCAAUUUCAGAGUUAUGAAAGCUUUUGAAAGCUUUUUACCUUCAAAUGUGUAUUGCGUAUGAUUGUUUUAUAUGAGUUUGAAAAGACAAUUCGUCAGAGGAACACUGAUGGCAUUAACACUGUCCUUAAUCAUGUAAGUAUCGGAUAUCCUUGGGACUGAAGACUGCACAUCUAUGAAGUGGCACGGCAAAUCAUUCAUGAAUGAGCAGCCUUGAUAACAUACUUCACUUACAGUAGCCUUUCAAGAAGCACAAGGUGAACUCAUGAAUGGACUCGUGGAAUAAGCCAAGCAGUGAAAUUUGAGAAUGAAAUAUUAACCAAGUGCCGCUGAACUUAGCCCAAUUACAGAAUAACCUAUUGAAAGGAAAAUUUCUCUUUGAUGGUCAGGACCAUGAUAGCAAAAACCACUCCUCUAAUAUACACCAUCCUGCUUAACUGUUAUAAUUCUCAUUAAACUGAACAUUUCCAUUGUAGGUAGCAGAGAGGUGACUUCUCUUCCAGCUGAAAUUAUUUCCUUUCAAAAGAAAACCACCUUGAGAUGGCGACUUUUUGAUAUAGUGAUUACCAAUGUGUCAACCAACAGGUAGAGAUGAAAUGUGCAGGACUCAUUUAUUGCGAAAUUGAUUUGGCAUGAUGUGUGAUCAGGUUAUCUGUUGAGUGGUUUGAGACUGAACCACUGUUGUUAUGGGAUUUUGACCCAUCUAAAUCAGGUAAUUAAUAGGGAUGGGAGAAAAAAUCGACACAGCAUAGUAUUGUGAUAUUUUGUCUGGUGAUAUAUCGUAUCAUCUUAUUUACCAAGUAUUGAUUUUUCAAAUUUAUAGCUAAUAUGAAGUCAAACCAAUGAUAAUGGAAAAAUAAAAUCAACUGUUUGUCCAGUGAGGUUUGUAGAGGUGACAACAUAGAGCAGGAGGAAGUUAGUACAACAAAUAGAUAUAAAGUUAGGGUAAGGGUUAGAUGUGCUACAUGAAAAUGAAAAUGAAAUACAUCGUAAAUUAAACAAACAUAAAGGAAAGCCAAAUGCAAAAUUAGUAUUUGAUAUAAAUUGCAAUAUAUUGUUUCGCAAUACUCACUGUUGCCAACCCAGCUAGAGCAAUGGAGGACUCUUUCAACAGAUGGUUUGUCUUCACUUUUUUAUUUUUUAUUUUAAAAGGUGGUAGCAGUUUGACACAAAACACUUGAGAGCUGAGCAAAGGAAAAAAGGCAGAAAGAACAAUAAUUACAAACUGAUAAUAUUCAUGAUAAACAGCUAACAUAAACCAAGAUGAAAAUCUACACUACAUAAUCGCAUAAAAGGCGUACAAAGUAUUUCAUAAUUCAUGAAUAAAGAAAUAUUUAAAAAACCAUUAAAUCCAUUUAUUACAAAAGAUUGAGAUCCAGUUCAUGACACAUCCCUAGUUAACAGGGAUGUGUCAUGCCAGCUCAAGGCUUUUAGAGAGGUGGGCUGUGCUAAACACAUACACAGACCAGCACCCACACAUUUAAUGACACAUAAAUAGAAAAAUGCACACAACGUUGGCACUCAUCAUCCCCAAAUUAUAUUAAAUUUGUACCUUGUUCCCUCACUAGCUGGAUGCUAAGAGCAGAGAGUGAGUGACGGAUAUUCCUUCAGCGUCAAUGUCAAUGUCAGCUUUAUUUAUAUAGCACAUUUAAAAACAGUCAGUGGCCUACCAAAGUGCUUUACAGUAAAAUAGCCAGAGAUUUAAAAAAAACAACAAUAAAAACUAUAAAAACAAUAAAGACGUACAACAUAUAAAAACACAUAGAAACACCAUAUAGAUAAACAUAGCAAAUACAUAAAAUACCCAAUAAAAGUAGCAAUACUUCCCCAAAAGCUAAAGUGAACAGGUGCGUCUUCAGAAGUGUUUUAAAAGUGGAAAGGCAGUUAGCAGUACGCACUGUCAGGGGUAAAAUAUUCCACAAAGUGGGAGCCACGACAGAAAAUGCUCGAUCUCCCCUAGAUUCUAACCACCUGAUUAGCUGACCUCAGGACUCUGGAGGGCUGGCGCAGUUCAACAAGGUAAGACAGAUAUUCCAGGGCCAGCCAUUCAGACUUAAAAACAAAUAAAAGAAUCUUAAAAUCGAUCCUCUACCUAACAGGGAGCCAGUGAAGAGAGGAAAGCAGCAUUUCUUAGUCCCAGUCAUGAGACGAGCAGCAGCAUUUUGAAUGAGCUGCAAGCGGUUGAGCUCUGACUUGCCAAUGCCGACAUACAGGGAAUUACAGUAAUCUAAACAAGAUGGAUAACUUUAGCGUGUAUGCCCGCCGCCAUACAAACUUUUCAACUGCACUUCCUAAACCGGUACCACGCAUUCCCCUUUCCGAAACAUUUAUUUUUCCUUUACACUCACUGUAUUGCAAAAUGUAAAAAAUCGCAAUAAUACCGUAUCGUGGCCCAAGUAUUGUGAUAAUAUUGUUGGGCCACUGGUGAUUCCCACCCCUAGUAAUUAACACUGCUUAGAUAAUCAGCUAAAAUCCUGUGGUCCUCCGCUCCAUUCCCAUCGAGGGCUACAGAGCGACAGAUCCAUUUUUGUGCACGAUUGGAGUAUGUAAUACAGUGUAGUUACCGGCAGCUGUUCAAGUUGGACCUCCCCUUCAUUAAUUAGAGCACUAAUUAGACAGGCUGCGUAAUAACGAGUGGUAUUUGCACUCUCCCCUUGAAGAGUAUUUCCUGGCUGUACUUGAACGUCUCUUUUGAAAAUGCUUCUCUAGUAUCGUCAUAGUAUACAGAAUGUACUCCUCAACAUAAGAGGACACAAUUGGCCAUUCUGGUCAUGCUCAGUCUGAAACAAAUGUUACCUCACGUUGGCUUGUGUUAGAGUAAGAGAGGUAUGAAAUAGGCUUAAAUUCAUGUGUGGCGCUGACAUUUACAGAUGACUAAUCUGCUCUAGACUGCCUGUAGAGCUAAGGUUUUAUAAUCAGCUGUAGGUCAGUGCAGAAGUGGUGGAGCAGAGAGACAGAAAGGUGACAGAGCAUAUAAAUAUGAAAGAUUAUUUGGAGCUGUGACAGGUUUGCUGAACUUAUGCACAAACUGAAUGUUUGAAAUAGUACAUUUGCAUUUUAUUUGCUCCGAUUGUAAGUUUAGAGGUCUUUUGAAGACUGUCAAUCAUCUGAAUCUGAAACACAUCGCAGACGGGCUUAUGUGCUCUUUGAAAUGUAAACAUUUUGCUUGGAGUAGGUCUGCUCAUGUGCUGUAUGUGCAAUUGGAAAAGUGUAUUUUUAGUCUCUGUAAUGCUGUCAGGGUUUGCACUGGCUAGCUGUCGCUCAUUUUCUGGAUCCUGUAAAAGCUGUCAUAGGCGAGGCAGGCUUCCACUGAGAGGAAACAGAUUGCCGGCGUUGUGAGUAUUCUGGGUUAGAGGAUAAAGCAAGAGCUGAGCCCCGAAAGUGGCGGCAGACCGUGGCCAAGUGCCCACAUACACAAACAUACAGGCACACACACUGAGAGGAAGAUGGAGAGGCUAUAAAUACACGGGGUAAUGAGAGUGUGGUGUCGCUGUCAUCCUCAUGCUCUGUCGCCAGUAGCCACACUUUCUCUCUCCUGGCUGUUCCAUAUCAGAGCGUGUGCUAAUAUGCCCAUGCAAACACAAUACAGACAUUAAUGGAUUACAAACUCAGGUAAGUACACAAUUAUAGUUCAAGCUUCUUUCCGUUUAUGUAUUUUUAAGAGGUUUUAAAUCUGAUUCAAAGCUUAUAAUAAGAAUCAGGUUAUUACGUUACUAUUACACAAUCCUCUAUUGUGCCAAUUCAAGGACACAUAUCACUCUCAAAAGGGUUUGUUCACAUGAAAUAAACCAACACAUGCUAGGAUUUUGUGAGGAUAGUUUUCCACCAAGUACAGAAACACUUUCAUCAUUGUACUAGUUUCACUUUUCAUUCCUAUUUUUGAUUUAUACAUUGAACAUAAGAAUCUUCCAUUUUCUACACAGGAUCACAAUAGUAUGGUAAUACAUCUGUAGUCUAGUCUUGAUUUCUCAUAUAUAAGUCAUUUUUUGAUGCACCAGUGUCUGGCCCUCAGUCCAUAAACUUUUUAUUUUGUGCUGCCACUAUCUUCAAUUCAUAGUGCCUCUCACAGGGGCUUACUGUUGCUAGGUUACAAAAGUUGUCUCAUGGCACUCCCACUUACUUAGAACUGUGACCAUUGGGACUGUUGACCUGCUUCAUAUUUGCUUUUAUUCAAGGACAUUUCUAAAAGAAAGGAAAACAGGGAAAAUAAUUGUUUUCUGGCAAGAGCAGCGACUCAGACCAGUAAAUGUCCCCUCAAAAAGAGAAGAAUCUGAUAAGUUUAUCCUUUUGUCAUUGUUGUUUACAGAACUCACAUCCAAUGUCCUGCACCCUCUGAUUAGUCAGCUGGGGAGAGAAGAAAUUGACAAGUCCAGUUGCUGUAUUAGUUUUGUACAAGAAAUAGAAAAAAAUGAGUCAAGGAUACAGUUCGUUCUUGCCACAGUGGUCCAAGGUGUAUUUUGGGCACUUAAGAUAGAAAAUCCUGUUUUUUUAAAAACCUGGAUAAGACCAUAGACUGUAUAGAAUAGACAGUGUCUUCCUCCUCGCUGGGUGAAGCCACUCAGAGAACCUCACCCUCUGGUGACAGGCUGCAGUAUAGGUCAUAAAUCCCGCCUCCGCCAGCCAUCCUUAUGGGGCUGCGUGGACAAACUUUAGAAAUUUAUUACACAGAAUAUACAUUUUUCUCCCCCCUGUUUUAGAUGUUGACAUGUAGUUAUUGUAAGACUGGUUUGUGCUCAAGUCCUCUUUUUUCUGUGCAGCUCUAUUUUAAAAAGUUAUUAGGGGGUUUUUGUUUUCUAUGAUUGACACUUGAUACAGCUUAUGGGAGUACGAAGAUUGCGCAGCUCACCCGGGGGAUACGCUGUUUGAGCCGAGCGUCAUCACAGCGACCCUUGGAGAGACUCUCCCGCCGAAUGUGUAUAACGCUACUGCGCAAUGUUGGUUUCAGGAAAUGAAGAAAAAAAAUGCAGAAAUACAGAGAGCUUUUCGGCUUCAAAUCUUACUGGCGGAAGGCAGAACUAAGUUGUCCAUAGUAUAUCCAGUCUAUGGAUAAGACCUUGCCUAGAUAUCUGAAACCAGAACAUUUAUAUGCAAAGCACAUAUUCAAGAUUAUUGAAAAAUGUAAUCAUAACAAGGACUGCAGUCCUCAUGUAAACACAAUCUUUGUUUCGUUCUUGUCUAAAUGAAUUCUGACAUUUUGAUUGACCUGCCAUUAUUUUUGAUUAUUCUACUCCACAAUGUGCUCAAACUGAUAAUGCGGUUGUGUGUGUGUUUUUUUAUCUUUAUUGUGGUCCGCCAAACGUUAAUGAAAACAAUGGCAUUUUUCCAGCAGUUGUUGAUCAUCACAGAAUAAACACUGUACAAAACAAACAUCGUCGACGGUUUAUUCCAGGAAUGCAGUAGCUUGUGUCUAAUCAAUUUUGAGAUUAACAAGAUUUGACAAAGCUCAGAGCCUAAAAAAGCACAAACCCUUAAAAAGAACCGCUUUGUAUGUCCCCCGAGGGCACUUUGAUUCCCUCUAUCCUCCUGCCAGCUCACUUCAUGCCUUGCUCAGCUUUCAUUGAUGUGAAAAUCAUUCUACAGAUACGGGAAUAUCAAUGUGUGCCGGUUUGCCUACUCCUCACACCUGCUCAUUUGUGUGUGUCUGUGUGUGUUUUUAUUUGUGUGUUUUUUACCAUUUUAUUUUCACGCCGGAUCAGUCCCUGUCUGUUGAACCUCCUGUCUGAACUGCAUCUGAGCGCCGAUGCCAGCCAGGACACACCACCCAGAUGAAAAGAAAAGAGGCUUUUUUAUGUACACAUUUAAAUUGCAUGAGCGUGUUAUUGUGCUCUUACUUAGCUUUAGAAGGGUAAUUGGAAAUUGAAUAUUGGGUCUGUUUGAAUGUGUGUGUGUGAGACAAACAGAUACCGAGAAACUCAUCUCUCCGAGGAGAGAGGGAAAAUUAGACAUCGAUAUUGUUAAUUGAAUUCAGUCACAUGAAGUCUUGAAUUUCAUGCCACAUUCCAUAUUUUCAGUAACUCCCUCGGCAGCUAGUCUUCCGUAUUUCAUUACUGUUGGUGUUUCAUAACGCAAUGAGCCUCGUCUUCCUUGAUGAAGAUGUCUAUGAAAAUCAUCACUCUCACAAAAGACACAUCCAGCCCCCAGAGAAAGCUGUGGGUGGAUGUGUGGGACUGCUGUAUCAAAUCUCUUGCGCUACCAAUCUCAUCGUGCAUGGCCUCGUUUUCGCUGCGGAGCAUCAGAGAUUUACCAGAACCAGACUGCAAGAGAACCAGAAAAAGAGUCUAAAAUCACUUUACAGUCCUGAGUGGCCCCUGCUCACCGCAGACCAAAGCCUGUGUAUCCAUGACAACGCUAAGAUGGGAUCCACUCUUAGCCAUUGACUCCUCUCAGUCAGCGCAGAGUGCUGAGGGAGGAAGUGAAGAUAAGGAGAGAUUCAAUUCAAUUUGCUCUGAACGGCUGCUUGCCCCUCAUGUAAAUGGAAUAAAUAGGUUACACUCUGAGCCACACAGGGGUGAAGCAGGGAAACAUAAAAAGCUGAGAAUUAUGUUGUCAUGGUUAAGUCCCCUUUAGGUCCCCAAAGAUAUGAUGAUAACUCUGGUGCGCUCCCUCCUUUUUUCCUUUUAAUUCUGUUUCUUUUUCGAGUGCUUAUCCUUUUUGAAGACUCUUCAGAAAGAAAGAGAGAAUCGGCGCCUCCUCCCUCUUGGAGCUUUUCUGUUUGAGAAAGAAAAAUCUUCUUCAGAAACAAAGCUCACUGCUGAUGCUCUUAAAGCUUGGCUUGAUUUGUGUUUUGACUCAAAAUGUCAGAGACUGAAGCCUAAUGUAAAUAUGAAAUUAAGUUCUGAAUACACUAAAAAAAAAACAGCAGCACAAUUAAACACAUACCACAUAUGAAGAGGGAAACAGGGGAUCAGCUGUACAGAUUUUCCUAAUGUCAUCCAGGGAUGAGAGAAGCUGGUGCACUCCUUGUGGGAUUCUUACCCCAAUUGUGUUGACCCAGCUCUGCUUCGAUCAAUAGCUCUUUCCAUCUGUGGUUUGUUUGGGUGGCAUAGCCUCUGUGUGUACACACUUUAAGUACUGUUUCUAGUCAAAGUGGUGCACUUUUGUGUGAGAGUCAUGAGGGGUGGGAAUCACCAGUGGCCCCACGAUACGAUAUUAUCACGAUACUUGGGCCACGAUACAAUAUUAUUAGGAUUUUUAACAUUCUGCAAUACAGUUAGUAUUGCUAUACAAUAUAUUGUGAUUUUUACAUUUUUUUCAACUGUUUAGCUUAUUUAGCAUUUGUCUUUCCUUUAUGUUUGUCACUUUUACACUGUAUUUUAUUUUCAUGUAGCACAUUGUGCAAACUUUAUAUAUAUUUGUUGUACUAACUUUCUCCUGCUCUAUGACGUCACCUCUGCAAACCUCACCAGACAAACAGUUGAAUUUUUUUUUUUCAUUAUCAUAGAUUUGACAUCACAUUAGCAAUUAAUUUGAAAAAUCGAUACUUGCUAAGUGAGACGAGACGAUAUAUCACCAGACAAAAUAUCACAAUACUAUGCGGUAUCGAUUUUUUUCUCCCGCCCCUACUAAUUUCCUGAUUUAGAUGGUUCGAAACCCCCUAACACCAGUGGUUCAGUCUCAAACCACUCAACAGACAACCCGAUCACGCGUCAUGCCAAAUUUUGCAAGAAAUGAGUCCUGCACACUUUAUCUCUACCUGUUGACACAUUGGUAAUCACUUUAUCAAAUGAUAUCAAAAUAUCCUUUGAUAUAGUGUGAUAUAUCACCAGACAAAAUAUCGUGAUACUAUGCUGUAUCGAUUUUGUCUCAUGCAUAUGUGGUUUGAUGUGAUUUGAGACACAGUACCUCUCAAAAUUUGGUGACAAAUUUAGAGUUUUAACGUUAAAUGUUGUUUUUAAAGAAUUUCAGCGGUCAGUGUUAAAAUAGCCCUUCUUAGAUCCCCGAGCUGAAAUGCAAACCUUGUAUGAGAGUCCCCAGGCAGUGCUUGUGGAAAUUACCCAAGAAUAAAAUCAAGCAGCCAAACAUUGCUCUCCACACAGAGAAGCAGAGAGUGUUUGCCUUGUUUGACCUUCAUGUGUUGGUUUGACCAAAGCCCCCCUCAGUGCCAAAAAUGUAUCCUCCGUGCACCCCCUUCUCGUCUCAUCCCCCUUAGAUCACAGGAUCAAGCUGUUUACCCUGGGCUUGCUGUGUCAGAUGAUCCUCUUCUGUUCUCAGCCUGCCAAGCUGGCUUUCGGCUGCACAGACACUAACACUGCAGUCAGUGGCAAAAAUAAAAAUAAAUGCAACACCUUCUCCCACAAAUAUUUACCCGCACUUUACCCGUGAAAGACAUGGCAGUAGCAGAAUUUCAAAACUGUGAGACCGUAUUUGGAGGGCGAAUAUCUGUUUGUGCGUCACCUAGCUCAAUUUAGGUUUUAAUAUCAGACAAAAAGUCACCUGUUCACUUUGUGGUAAUAAUUGAACCUUUGUAUUUAUUUUAGUCAGGGAUGCUCCAGUCCUAUAAACUGUUCCAUCUUUAGAUAUGUCUCAUGAGUAGCAAAGGAAAGCGAUGGUCCUUAUCAGCCAAUCUGUCAAAUUUCAUAGCUGGACGGGCAGAGGUUAUUUCCUGGCAGCCCAGUUCCAUCAGUGCAACAUUUCCUUAUCUAAGCUUUAAUCUCAAGGGUUGGGAGAUAUUUAUUGAGUGAAGAUGGAGUUUAUCUCUCUAUGUGUCUGUGUAGGUGGAGGAGAUAGUGGACGUUGGGACCUUCGCUGAGGAGGACAUCCACAUACCCAGCAUCUACAUCCAAAGGAUUGUCCAGGGAGCCAGCUACGAGAAAAGGAUUGAGGUACAAGACAAGGCCUUUCAGAACUCGCAUGGAUGGAGAGAUUAUACAUGAAAGCAAUGAAAUGGCACGCUGCAUAUGUGCUUUCCAUAUUUUCUGGAUUAUUUCAUUAAACAAGGUUGAUUUAUGUAAAAUGUUGCACUGAUUCUUCUCCUGUUUUCUGGAUCAUGAGAUUAUAUCAGUGCAUUAAAAGCAAUGCUUCAUGUAACACUUGCGUAGAUUGAUAAAAAAAGGUGAUUAAUCCUGUAACAAUGGAGAGUAAACCCCCCCUGACUAAGCCAUUGUAGCCCGGUUUAACCUUUGAAUCACUGUUGAGAAACACACAUACAAGCGCUUAUCCAUAUGUGUCCUUGUACGCAGCCAGAAAUAACCUCCAAAGAUGCUUUCUCCCAGUUCCUUACCUUCCUUUAUCUUGUUCCAGAAACGUACAGUACAGAAAAGCCAAGCAGAGAAACCCAAACCAAAGAAGGACUCAGAUAUUGUUCGGGAAAGGAUCAUUCGCAGGGCUGCUUUGGAGUUUGAAGAUGGCAUGUAUGGUAUCCUUUUGCAAGCAGACAGUGCAACACUAUGUACUAUCUUUAAUUAUCAAGAGCAAACUCUUGUGCUUUGGCUUUUUGUUUCCCACACAAAAUGCUGACUUUAGCCUUUGCAUCAGUUGUUUGUACUUGCAAAUUAUACACCUCCAAUAUUAAUAUCAGUAUUAAACAUUUACAGGCUGUUGCUUUAACAUUUGCCACAGGCUUAUCUGUGUAUUAUAUGGAUGAUUCAGUGUGACAAAUUUGGUUUCGUGGAAAUGUUGAGACUUAAAAUCUGUGGUCCCAAGCCCUCUCCAGAUGACAGUUUUUUUUUAGCUUAUUUACAUAACAUGAUUGUUAGGAUGAGUCAACAAGGUGCUUAAAAAUGAGGGUUUGAGCGAGUGUUUGGCAAAGCAUCUUUCAACAUAAUGCUGGGUCUGCUUCUUUCUGUCUCUGUGUCUCAUCACAUGGUAGUGCACAUGUAGUCGUGACCAUCUUUAACAAAGAGCCCAUCAGCCAACCUUGGUAUUGGUAUCCCCAUGCUGGCCAGCAACUUCAUAAAGCCAGACAUCACUGUACACCUACAAAGUGAAAAUGGAAUUUUGGGACUGGUAAGACGCCUACAGAAGCCUUUCUUUUUCCUUUCAGCUUACAGCGCUUUGAACUCCAACCAAACAAGCUAACGAGCAGCAUAUUUUCUGACCAUGCUGUUUUGAAAGCAGGAAUAAAUGCUUUUAAACUUAACCGUCCUCUGCACAUGAAGCGAGAUAAACGGAGGCUCGUUUGAGUGGCAUCAUUCCUAGCCAGGGCCUUCAUUUGAAAUGUGCAGGAGUUUGUUGUGUAACAACUUGUAGCAGUUUGACACUUUCUCUUCCAUUUUUCGUUCUCACAAGCUUUAUUUGCUGGCAGAGACUUCAACAAAGACGGCUGCUGUUGCUGCCUUGGAAUGACUACCCGAUCAGUUGUUUUGACAGGAGAAUGUAGGCGCCUAUGCUAAUGCUUUAUUUGUCAAAGUUUCUUUUAAUUACUAUUGCCAGUUUUAGAGAGGGUCUGCUCUCCCCUCUCCCCUGCUCCCUUCUCUCUCUCUCUCUCUUCUCCUGUCUGCCUGACAGGAUUGCCCCUUUUGUUGAACACACGGAAAAUCAAUGUCUCAUCUAAUCAGAAAAAUGUGAUUGUGUCUGUCCCUCCCUUGAAAGAUCAUGGCUGGUCAGGCUGAUUGACAUGUGGGUGUAUGUGUGACUGCCGAACUGUGUGCAAAUUCUCGUUUAUCUUCAUCUCCCCUUUUACAGGGCCCAUACCCCACUGACGAAGCAGUGGAUGCGGACCUGAUUAAUGCUGGUGAGUGUUAUCCUAAUCAAUACCUCACACUAGUGCGCUUGUGUGAAAAGUCGUGCAAACAUUUUCAAGGAUGAGUGCGUUUUAGCUCACACACUAUAAGAUGCCAUACGGUACGAGACUAAACUCAGUUGUCAUAGUAUAUGAGAUUUCAAGUGUUUAUCCAGGUGUUUAUCCAGUUCCCACUUACUUGGGGUGGGAAUCACAAUACGAUAUUAUUGCGAGACUUUUUAACAAUUGCAAUAAAGUGAGUAUUGCGAUACAAUAUAUUGCGAUUCAUACAAUUUUUUCAACUGUUCAGCUAAUUUAGCAUUUGGCUUUUCUUUAUGUUUGUCUUAUUACCACAGUAUUUUAUUUGAAUGUAGCACAUCAUGCAAACCUUAUAUAUAUAUUUGUUGCACUAACUUUCUUCUGUCACCUCUGCUGGACAAACAGUUGAUUUUUUUUCCAUUAUCAUAGAUUUGACUUCAUAUUAACAAUAAAUUUGAAAAAUCGAUAUUUCGUAAAUGAGACGAUGUGAUAUAUCACCAGACAAAAUAUUGCGAUACUGUGCUGUAUCAAUUUUUUUCUCCCACCCCUAUUACUCACCAAUGCACAGAGAUUUGAAUGACUUUCUAAUGACAACAGGGCAUCUUAAUAAAGCUUUUUAAAGUGAAAAUCCACCUGCUGAUGUACAACAUUUUCCAACAUUUUAGUGUGCUUUUAUCAAAGUUUACUAAAACUGGACUUUACCAAAUAUUAAAUUUGCCAAUCCUCUCUUUGGAUAGGAAAGGAGACGGUCACUGUGCUCCCUGGGGCCUCCUAUUUUUCCAGUGAUGAGUCAUUUGCCAUGAUCCGGGGGUAAGGUCACAACACAAAAGCUUUUAAAACUCUCAAUAAAUUAGACAUUUCUGGAUUUCAUCAGAGGGAGCUCAUUUACACUUUCAAAUCAUUUGCGAAACAACAUGAGUUCUGUCUAUAAACUUCUUAGUGUGGCUUAAAAAAACAAAGAAAUAACAAAUAGCACCAGAAACCAACAAUCGCUGCUGAGCAGGACCAGACCACAGGACACUGCCAUGAUUUGUAACACUGGAUAUUAACAAAUAGCCACUGUCACCAGUGGAGCAAGACAACAGCUAUGCCAAUAUUCCCAAGGUCCCUGCUUCUUAUUGAUUUGCCAGCUGUCUGAGAUCGCCCGCCCGCACUCCCUGCAGCAUCAGUUCUGUUUGUCCACCCAGUGGAAAUCCAAUAGUGCUCAUAAAUAGCGCUGUCCAGUCAGUGGCUGCGAUCAAACAAAACCGCGCUGACUAUAUGAGUGUGUGUACUUGCUGUUAAAAGUCUAGAGUUGCAGAGUAAGAAUAACACAACAUAUGAUUGUAACCCAUGUCACUUCUAAAGCUGGGAUUACUUUUUUACUCCAGCUUCAUCAUGAAACUUUUUUACUUUGCAGUCUUAGUGUCUGCGAGUGGCCCACCUGCCUUUUGUUUUCACGUGCAGCAGGGAAUACAAAUCAAGACUCUUUCACUUUCACUCCUCUCAUUAGUGCUGAAGGUCCGGGUUUGAUUUUGUUUGUCUGCAAGCAUCCAAAUAAACAAUUUAUCUGCUGUAGAAGCGUUGUCUGAUUUCUCACUUUUAACUUGAAAAUGUUGUAGAAACAGACAGUAAGUUUUGUUUUCUUAACUUGGCUCAUACAGCAAAACUCAUAUCGUAGGGAUUUCUUAUAGAAGCUUGAGUAGAGAAGUCCUCCACUCCAAGUAGAGAUUGAAUUGAACUCAAGAAAUAAGUUAUAUUGAAGAUUAAAUAACAACAAGAAACUAAAGUUUGAAAAGGAAUAAAAACAAGAAAGUAGUGUUCUUGUUUUUGAGUGAACUAGUGAGUUCAUAAAUGUAACUGACUCUGAAGUUGACAGCUGUCUUCCUCUGUCGUGUCAUCCUCUGCAGAGGUCACGUCAACCUGACAAUGCUUGGAGCCAUGCAGGUGUCAAAACACGGAGACCUAGCCAACUGGAUGAUUCCAGUAAGUUUGGGUUUGGCUGAACACAUCACAUCUGUUUCUUCUUCUUUUUUUUUUCCAACAUUUCUGCUUUCUGCUCUGACCGCUCUAUAACAUGACAUCAACUCAGUCCCAACCUGCAUCAGAAAACCUGAGCCCUGAAUCUUUAUGGACUGUAAUGGUGUCAUGAGCAGGUUUGUAUGUGUUUGAGUUCCCGAGGGCUUGGGGUGCUGCAAAAAGAAGUAAGAGGGCACCCUAUCAUGACAUGACAAAAAAUAUUAAAAAGAUGAGAAAGGAGAUAAGAAAAGACCAACCUGCAAUACAUGUGUGAGUAGUUUACAUCACCAAGUUCACAAUGAACUCUGAUAAGAAAGUGAAGUCUACAGGGAGCCAGACUCACCAAGGGUGAAAUUUGGUGUUGUUAGGCCCACAUCUGGGCACUAACACACCACAUGAUCUUAGUGUUGGGCAGGACUCAACACUCACACUAAGCUGAAAAAAGGAGCUCCAAGUCCAGAAUUCAUUGACGUGAAAAUUGAGAAUAAGCCAUGACCUGUUGCAGGAUCUAGAUGCUUUUGCACUUGUCUGUGCAUGUACUGUCUCUUUGAUAUUCAAGAAAUCAAAUGACAAUAUGUAUCCGAUUUUGAAACCUUUAACUCAGCCUCUAAGAUUUUGAUUUCCCUCUGCUCUUUCGUGAAUUUACAUUUUCUGACAUUCAAUUGCUAACACUUUCUGGAAAGCUUUCAAAUCAAAAUAAAAGAUAAAAUACAACCAACAGAUAUCUGCAGUUGGUUACAUUUUAAUAUGUUGGUUAUUUUCUCUGUCAAUCAUUCAGUGUAUUGCAGAAAAUGUUCCCGUCUCAUAACAAAUUCAAAGAGCCGGAGCAACAUCUCUCCCCAGUGAGCAGUUUUCUGUAGAGCAGACAUUAAAAGAGGAGUCUAGCCACUAUUAGAAAGAUUAGGAAAAACUUGUUAAAAGACUCUCUUUGUACAUGUUGAUUAAAUGUCUAUGUUAAUCCAGAUUUACGGCGGCAGUCAUUUCUCAGUUUUGGCCAAAAUGAAUACACUUCAGGGCAUCAACGUCCCUGGUGAGAAAAUGAGAUGAAGCAAGUUUUGAUCCAGUGACCUUCAGCAUGUGUACCUGAAGGUUGACAGCUUCUGAGUUUGUUGUGACAGCAGGUAUGAAUAAUCCACAUCAGCAUCAAGGGGUCCCUUUACCUUUGCAGUCCGAGCCGCACAGCAUAAAAACCUGCUCACGGGUUAGGGUUAGGGUUAGCUGUCUCUUUUCUUCUUGUAGGUAAAGUUUUAAAACCACUUGUAUUUUGUCUUUAAACUUUCUCUAUAGCCAUUGUGUGCUGUUAUUAUGACUUUGUAUAAAAAACUAGUUUCACUGAAAUUGUCAUUUCAGUCACCACUGAAAGAUGCAAUCAUGAAAAACUUCUUUCGCUGUCUUUCAUCCCUAAAAUAAUUGAGAAAAUUGAAGAACAAAAGAGUGUUUAUGUACAGGUGCAUCUCAAUGGGUUAGAAUAUCAUCACAAAGUGGGUUUAUUUCAGUAAUUUGGUUCAAAAAGUGGAAGUCAUGUAUUAUAUAGAUUCAUCACAUGCAGACUGGUAUAUUUCAAGUGUUUAUUUCUUUUUAUUUUGAUGGUUAUAACUUACAGCUCAUGAAAACCCCUCAUGUUUUUAUUUUCCUGCCCACACUGCCAAAUAUACCAACACCUGGUUUAAGGACCAUCGUAUCCCUGUGAUUGAUUGGCUUGCAAAUUCGCCUGACCUGAAACUCAGAGAGAAUCUAUGAAGUGCUGUGAAGAGGAAGAUGCGAGACCCCCAGACCCAGCAACCUGAGCUUCCAUAAGAUCUUAGCAGUGCCACAGACUGAUCGCCUCCAUGCCUUGCUGCAAUAAUCCAUGUAAAGGAAGCCCCAACCAAGUAUUGAGAGUUAUACAUGUUUAUAUUUUUCAGUAGUUUAACAUUUCUGUGUUGAAAAUCCUUUUUUAAAUUAUUAGUGUGAAGUAAUAUUUUAAUUUUCUGAGACUCCGAGUUUUGGGUUUUUAUGAGCUAUAAGUUAAAAUCAUCAAAAUGAAAACACUUGAAAUAUAUUAGCCCGUGUGUGAUAAAUCUAUAUAAUAUAGGAGUUUCACAUUUUUGAAUUAAAUCACUGAAAAACCUCCACUUUUUGAUAAUAUUCCAAUAAUUGAGAUGGACCUACAUGUAGAUGCUAUAAUAAGGUUUUAGCCAUUUGAAAACUGGUUCUCUUGAAAUUUGGCGAAAAGCUGGUAGAAAACCAGGUCUGAGGAUUUAACAGUGAAAUCAAAGCUAGUGCCCACAGGCUCAGGACAAGACCCUGAGGUCUUUGGUUUGCUUUUAUAUUAGCGAAAAAACGUUAGCAUCCCUACAAAGAACAGAGAUAAUGAGAAUAGUCUUGUGUUAAUCAGCUUCCUUUUCCAUCCUUCUUCUAAAUACCAGGAUGUGUUGCGUUAUGACUCAUAAACCUUUAAUCAUGUUUGCAUGUAUUGCCUGGGUGACAUCAAGAUUUAAACAGAUUUUUAAUAGUUGUCGUUAAUUGUAUUUGUUGUCAUUUCUUGUGCUACUCUAUUUAUCUUUUAGACAGGCAUAAUUGUAACGUCUUUAUCAUUUCAUGCUUGGUGUCUUUGAACAUUUCCCUGAGUUGGUGAUGUCUUUGUAAAAGCAGAUUCAUGAGGUGCAGUCUUGGUUGUUAUGCAACAGCAGUAAGAUAUGUUGGUCUAGGGAUUGAAGGGUAAAGGUUGUUAAUGUGAGCCCCGGUAUAAUGGGUGGCCAACAAAUAUUGCUUUAUGUUUCAUCAGGUCAAUUGAUCUUAUGGCCACAGUUGCCACAGUCCUCCUCUGUGAUUACUAAGGUCAAGAACCCAUUAAAAGCCUGCCUACAAAAAGAGAGAAGUGGACCAGAAUGCCUCCUGGCACACGGCUGUUUUCUGCUUGACUGGAGUGCACAUGCAAGGUUGUUACAGUCAGUGCACUGUUUUCUUGAUGCUUCUCUUUUCAAGCAGCCCUAGUGGAUACAGACACAGUGUUUCAGAUACAUAGAGACCUUGUGGAAAUUGCUUUCUUCUUCAAACAUAAUGUGUACAGUUUGUGCUUGAUGUACGGCAGCGUUGUGUGGAGGAUGUACUGCACUAGAUCUCUAAUUUAUUUUUUCUUUACCUCUCUUGUUGUGCUUGUUUGUCUUGGUGAUUGCUCAUUAACCAGUGCUUGAUCAAACAAACUAAGCAGACAUUGAAGACAUGCAGAGGAACCGCAAUGCAGUAGCAGGGAGUUUACCUCAUUAGGCCAUUCAAGUGUUGGACAGUUUGUAAAGCACAAUUAUACACCAACACAAGCCCACACACCUCUGCCCCCUACCUACACUCGCAUCUCCAUUGUUCUCGUCUUUAAAGGAUGUAUGAUGAGAAUUACAUUUCCCACCUUCUUUGACAAUGAGAAUUAUUCACUAUCUAUCGAUGGGUACAAAGCGUGAAAUUGGAAAUGUACGUAGGAGUCUGGAACGCAGUAUUCUUAGCAUGAUUAUGUUGAUUUUGAAUGCUGCUAAUACGCUAAGUGCAGAUGAACAUUUUCCAGUUGAGGGCUUUAAAUGCUUUUACAUCUCCUCUCUGCCUGAGAUAUGGGAAAACAUUAUUGGGAGAUUGGUAAUAGAAUAAAGCAUGGUAUUCUGGAUCUGGUCCACUAUUUUAUCCUUGAGCUUCUAGGGCUUUAAUAGAGCUGUCCAACAUGCAGCAGGCCUUGCAGGAGAGGAAGACAAACAUUUUUCCUGCAUGAUUCGUAAAAUGUAGCAACACAAAGCUGUCAUAAUACAACAUAUGAAGAUAUUAAACUCUGGAAUUCCACCAUAGUUUUCAUUUGCCUGUCCAAAUCUGAGGGCAUCAUUCAGAUGAGCUGAUUUUGAGGAUAGAGGAAAUUCAUAAGCAUGAGUCUGAUUUUAAAACAAAAGCACAGUAGAACCCAGUUAAAUAGCCUUUUAACUGAGAAAACAAGAGCUACAUCUGUUAAUAUCCCCAUCAGCAUAAGCUAAGUGUAACAGCAGCUUAAGCGUCAUUAAAGCUGCUAUUAAAAUGCAGUCAGUGACUCAAGUACACAUAAUAAGGCCUAAUAGCAGCUUUAGCAAAGGGGCUAUUAAAGACAGCCUCAUUCAUUAUCCUGCUUUAACUAAACCAAACUUACUUGGACAUGUUUCAGGAGAAACUGCUCAGUGAAGAAUGUCCUUUUUAUAUAUUUUUACCUGCCCAAACAUUUCAGUGUCUUUUUCAGUAAAUUUCAUGAAUGACAAGUUUUUGUUCUCCAGUGCAUUUUCCUGAGAUUCACUGAAAUUUUAGGUGGUUUCUGUCUUUGUUUUCAGAGCGUUUAAGAGUUCUUUAUAGUUGUUCCUACUUCUGUUAGCUUAAUGAAAUGUAAAAUUUUCAUAUGAAUCCUUGAACUGAUAUGAACCUUUCCUCAACGUUUUUUUUUUUUUUUUUGAUUAUAAUAAUUACCCUCCGCAUUUUGCCCAUUUCUUCUUCUACUCCUUCGUUUCUUUUUCAUUCUCGUUGAGAUUUACAUCUGAAUGAACUCAAAGAUCAUUGGUCAUUUGGAAAAGAAAACGUUGCUUGUGUUUUCUUGCAAUCGAUUUUACAGCUUUCAUCAGUCAUACUCUAUAACAGAAAUGUUUUCCAGUUACUUUGAACACGAUUUCUAUUGCCUCCCUGUCACGUCCCGUCUCUCCUUCUAAUUCUUCUCAUUAGUUGUCUGGGUAACGAAGGCUUGUGGCGGUCCGUCGCUAUGUUAUUAAAUAGAGUCAUUUGUAUCAGACAGCGGAGAACUGUCAGAGAAUUUGUGGGGGAGAGAGAGAGGAAGCCAGUUGGUUAGUGGGAACUCUUGGAUUGUGAAGGGGGUCAUUUUCUGUGGUGUGUCUGCCACUGACUGGAAAGUGAACACUUGCACAACAAAUGAGGAUUUUCUGUCGUCAUGGCAACACAAAAAAUGCAAGCAACCCCUGUCUGGAAAAAGAAAUGGAGCACUAGUCAAAGUAUGCUUCCUAAGAUGCUUAUCUCAUGCUUUGAAGCAGCAGCUGCGUAUUUUAGACGGCCAGUGACAGUAUGUGUUAGAAACAGAAAUAUCUUUUAACUCUUCUUGUUUACAGCGUGGAGGGUCAAGAUCAACUUUGCAUAACAUAUAGCAGAUUUGAAUAGUCAUACCUGUCAAUCUGUUGUCUUAGACAUGUUGAGGAAAAUAUUGUAUGAAAGCCUUUCAGUGCAGUUUGAUUCCUGCUCAAUGCGUACUGUUAUAAAAGCCUCUUAAGUCUUACAUAAAUAGCCUCAGUUUUUAGCCACUGGCAACUCGCUGGGAAAGUGUUGUUGGUUGAGUGGGACUGACUGUGUCAUUGUCUCUGCCAUCCCAUGUUUUGAUGGGUGUCAUCUCAGCGAAGCUCUGACUUUGGACGUACUGUUAUCUGGGUUCAACACCACUGACUCUGCUUCUUGCGCUCCCCCCCUACACUAUCCCUCACUUUAAAAGCCAUUAUAUAGCUGGAUGCUCCAUUACUUACAUCCUCUCUAAAUGCCUGUUUAAUUAGCUCAUGGGUAGUCUUACAGAGCGUAUAUCUGCUGCUGGCAAGGAUUCAUUUCAAAGACAAAGAUACAUGCAAAGCGAAAAAUUAAAAGAAUGAAAUGGACUUUUCAGACCUGUGGGGAAAAGUGCGAGCAGAUUUUCUCAUUACUUGCGCUCAUAUGAAGCUGUGAAAUGAAUAACCACAAGGAUGACAUUAAAGUUGCUUUGAAUCCUCAUACAUGCUGUAACUGGGCAUUUGUGCAAAUCUGAAUUGUGUUAGGUUUUCUGUGAUACACUACAUGAAUAGCAGCACUUCCUCUCAAACAGUUUUUAUUAAUGUAUCCCUGUGAUUCUAUUUGAGCAGCUGAGCAACGCCUCUCAGGUUUACAAAAGUACAAAUUCUUUGCUCAAAGGAGUAUUUUAUGUUUCUAUGGCUUCUGCUAAUGAAAAGUGGAAUGAUACUCAAGUUCAGGUGUCUGACUGCCCCAGUAGUGUUGCAAAGAUUACUGCAUUGUGGGUAGGAAAUUAAAAACCUGCAGGGCUUUGGUCAGUCCAGUAAGGUUAACAUCAUCAAAGCUGCAUUAAUUAAAUGACUUUAAUUGCUCACAGUGUUGCUGGCGUCAUAAGUAGAGGGUGUUUAUUUCUGUGGAUAUUGUUCUGACUUCAGAUGAUUGCUAUUUAAGUGUGUUGCAGUUUGUUUGGGCAGUGAGCCAGAUGCUUUAGCGUCUAUCCUCCAAAGUCUCCAGUUCUCUUGGUUGCCAAAGUAUUAUCCCCUCAUUAUGGGUUGAGUCCAAUUUUAGAAGGAAAGUAUUAAGAGAGGUCCAAUCUUAGGCUGCAAGUAAUGCAAUUAAGCGGGCAGAUGAAAUAAAUCCAAACAAAAGUUGGAGAUUAAAUUGUCUGAAUGAAAUAACUUUAAUGAGCAGGAUAUGAAAGUUUAUUUUUAAUCGAAUCUGUUGUUGCAGUUUUUACAUUUGACUCCGUCAUACAUGUUCAGAACAAAAGGAUAAAACUAUAUACCUUCGAUAUUUGUUUUUCUUUGUAUUUAUUCACAAUAAAUGACACACUUGACUGUUAGUUUUUUUUAUAUGAGAGGAAAUGUGAAGUAAAUGUGCUUUAAUAGUACCGUAUAUAAAAAGGUUUCAAAGUAGGGGUGUCCCGAUGCAACUUUUUUACUUCCGAUACGAUACCGAUAUUGUAGCCUUCAGUAUCGGCCAAUACCGAUAUUGAUCCGAUUUUGGCACAAACUUGUGCAUGACAAGUUUUGCACUCAGCUGCAGUGUCUUUUUCGGACUCUAACGAAAAAUACUGACACACAGCCGACAUCACUCCUACUCCUGUACCGUAGUACUCACUCUUGUUGUGAUCAGGUGGGCUCAGAUUGUUGGAUCCGGACACUGUUAGCUAGAGGUGUUGGAGUGGAGUCUGGAAUGAACUGCUUGUAUCGGUGUGCUGAUAUCGGAGAUUUUAGAUGCAGGUUGAUAUAAUCCGUUAUUUGUUUUUUGGCUGAUAUCGGACCGAUAUCAAUAUCGUAUCGGGACAGCCUUAUUCGAGAGUUUUUCAAAUAUGAUCAUUAUGGCUUACAACUCAGAAAUGUAAAAAUUCAUACUUUAAAAUAUUAGAAUAUUUUAUUUCAAUUUUAAGUCAAUCAGUCUCAAACAAUGUAGAUGCCGUACAAUGCUGAACAUCUGACCACAGUCAUUGAGAAGGCCGCUGACUCGACAGCUGUCCACAAGAUGAUUGAUGACACGAGGAGGGCAAGAGAAGAAGAUUAUCGCUGAAAAGGCUGGCUGUGAGCAGAGUGCUUUAUCAAAGCAUAUGAAUCAAAGCAAGCUAGGCUUCAGGAGCACCUCAGCAGUGCCACAAGCUGCUCACCUUCAAGUCAUGCCACACACUGAUUCAUGGUGAAGGAGCCCUAAAUCAUCAUGCUCUUGGACUUGAGAUAACUUCUUUGGAUUGAUUUUGAGAAAUGCUCCAAGAAUUUGAGUUACUGGAUCUCUGAUUUUUAUGAGAUAUAAGCCAAAGUCAUUAAAAUCAAACCAAAUGAAACAUAACAUUUUUCCCCUUUCUUAUAAUGAAUAGAUAAUACAUGAAAUUUGACCUUUUUUUUUCUAAAGUUCCCAAAAUUAAAAUAACUUUUUUACAAUGCUCUAAUACUUUAACAUGCACUUGUACGUAAAUUUGACAUUAGCUUUUAAAUUAUUAUGCUCAUUACAAAUUGUGAUAACUGAGAAUUCUGCUACAGGCUGCAGCUUAAUCAAAGCAGGUCAGAUAACCACAUGCUAAGCUGUCAAUCAGAGGAAAGCAAAGACCAAUCAGCAAUUCAGGUCACUGACAGCACUCUGUGAGCAGGGGAGCCCAUACAUGUCAGCAGGUCUCCACAGUGAUGUUAUUACAGCGUUUUAGAAGCAACAAGGUCAUAAGCAUCAGUGAGACAUCUCACCACAUGUACACGCUCACACACUCAGAGACUGAGCUGCAUAGCUGCGCUUGUCGCUCGCUCUGUCACUUGGAUGCAGCACAGGCGCUGCAGCUGCAUUGCUUGAAUUCCUUUAACUCGUAUGCAAAAAUGAAUGGAUAAAAUUUCUUGUACCUUCCAAUUUUAGCUCACAAAAUUAAAGAAGCAGUGAUGAAAAUAAUGAAUGAGGUCAUAUUAAUGGAUAUUUAAUUUCAAACACCUAUGUACUCCCUACACUUACCUACCUGCUGCAUGUACUGGUGUAUAAAAGCAGGCUUCUGGCUCACACUGCUGGAUUUCCACCUGUGUGGGUCCUGCUAAUAAUGAUGUCAAAGAGUGUUUACCUCUGGAAGCCUCUGAACACACCGGCGAGACUAUUUCACUUUGAGCAGUGGAAGGAUGAAAGGUGGUGAGAUUGUGCUUAGAGGUGAAAAGCCAAAGCGGUUAUAGCUCUAAUAACAGAUUGAAGUCAUAGUGAGAUAUGAGCUCUAUUGUCAGAUGUAAUAUUCACUGCUUUAGCCACUCUCCAUAAGUGAAACAUAAGAUAGUCAAGUCAAGUUAAUUAAAAGCAGCCUUUUCUCCACUUCCUCUGCCCCGCCUCCACUCUCCCAGCCCUCCUUCCGCUCUCUGCUGAUAUCUUCUCCACCCAGCUGGCCUCCCCUGAGGCAGACAGCAUCCUUAUGAUGCACCACACUUGGCAUAUAUAUAUGUUCUCUGGUUGGAGCAGAGAGCGAAGCAGGCUCUUCACAUGAUUGAUGAGCAAAUGGGAUUUUAAUUCAGUUACUCAGUCGUCACCCUCUGGCCAUAUCUGCAUGCCAGCCCUGCCUAUUUGGAACAAUAAGGGACGAAGAGCCAAAUUUUUAACCAACUCGAUGCUUUUAUUUAUUUAUUUAUUUUUUGCUUUGAUGAUGUUGUGCAUUGCUCACUGUUUUAAGAGAGCUUUUCUUGACCCUUUUAGAUAUCAAAGAGACUCUCAAAACUUCUCAUUUUUAAUAACAUUUCAUUUAAUUUCCUCCUAAAUUAGUACAAAACUUUUUACUUUUGAUGUGCACGAAGAGUAUUAGCUCUCAGUUCUUUGCUAUUUAAGAAAAGAAAACAGAACAUUUCUAGUUUAUGGAGAAGCAGUGAGCUUACAGUCGCAUUAGAUGUCUCAAGUGUAACGUUACUGUUGUGUAAAUUGAAGCUCUUAGCUGUAACUGCUGAUUGAGACACGACACUAAACCCCUGUUUAGACCUAUCCAUCUUCUUUUAACAUAUGACUAUGAAAGCCAUUUAAUUCAAAAGCUCUUCUAAAGCACUGAGAUGGCUUCUAUUAUGAUACUUUACUCCUGUUUCUGCUGCGUCUUACAGUGACCUUUAGCAGCCUUAACCAUUAAAUACACACUCAGAAUGCCGCUGCCUGCCUCAUUCGUCUCAAGAACCGUGUGCUCUGAAGACAGGAUUGAUACGCCUUGAGCCCCGGCUGACACAAUCACUGAAGCAUAUUUUCUCCUUUACCUCUGUCUGAAUCUUUGCUUAGGUUUAAUUUGCUCAUGUUUCCAGACAUCUGUCUGUGACAUUUUUUGCCACUGGCUUCAGACAAAGGCAGAGAAUGCAAUUUAGUUUGUGGUGCUCACAGCAAGAAAGAAAAAAAAAACAUUAACUUGUUAAGAAAAGAUGUUUUUUCUAGGAAAGAAGCUCAUCUGCCUUGCUAUAAAAUAUGCAGAGCAGACAGCUAAUAGUUUUCAUUGGAACUUCUUUCUAUUAGAAAAUGAUAACUAUCUUUAUUGAGUUGAGUUUUGCAGUGCACGUGUUCCCAUCUGCAGAACUAAAUGUUUUGGUUACUUCUUAAUGAUGUACAAAUAUGGAACUAGUGAAAAAACUAGUGACAAAAAUACUUCAAAUACUCAGCCUUAUCAGGGCUGCUUUUUGAAGAUUAUUUUAUGUGUAUUUCACACGACAGGCCUUUGUAGUGUUGCCACUACAAACUAACCACAUUUUUCUAAUCCUGCAGAUUAAUUUUAAUCUCCUCCUCCUGUAUUUUGUCUCAGCAUGUGAAACUUUUCAGGGUCUCACAGGAGCAGGGAUAAAAUAGGUCCGUACAAAGCACAGAGCUUUUGAACAUAUCCUUUCAUUUUAAAGACAGAGCAGCAGAGCAGAUUAAAAACUUGUACCUACUCAAAAAACUUUUAGAAGAGCUUUUGACUAAAUAGACACAGUGGGCAAGAAAAACACUUUAUUUUGAUCUCCUUUAUAAAUGCUUGUGUGUAUUGCUAAUUUUUUGCUUCUAUUUGUUAAACAUGAUGACAGUUUUAUUCAUUUUAUUUCAAUUUUACUUUUUUAAUUCUCAGGGUAAGAUGGUGAAAGGAAUGGGAGGAGCCAUGGAUCUGGUGGCCAGCGCUGGAACCAAAGUGGUUGUCACUAUGGAGCACUCAGCCAAGGUUUGUUUACACGUGUUUAAUAGUGUUUUGUUGAGCCUCUACUAUCCAUGUUGGAACUAAUUGAAACCAAGUACAUUGCCCCUUGAAGACCGAACACAGGAAAUAAGUUUUAAAUUGGUCAUGUUAUUCUCCUGUGUUGUACCUCAACUAGCGUACCUCAUAACCGCUUCCUCGACAAUGAGUGUGAGUGUUGUGGCUGAUUGGAGAUAAUUCUUUUAAUGGAUUGCUUAAUGCCUUUUUCACCAGAGUGCCAGCUCACCAUGAUUGCACUCAAAUCAUUUCCUAGUUGUUCUUCCUUGGAUGAUUUAAAUACAAGUCUAGAAUUAGCUCAGUGUUACAGGAAAGCUUGCGCUGCAGCUACUAUCACCACUUGAGGUCAGAGAGCGAUCCAACCAAAUCGCUUUGCUAUUGUAAAGUCAGAAACUGAUGUGAUGCAAAGGCAACGUAACAUUCAGCAUUCAAAGAAGCAUGCUGUUUCGUCCUAAUGGGAGCCUGUCUGGCGCCAAGCUUUGUUCCAGAUGGUGCAGCAGGUGAACAUAAAUUUACUGCCCUGAAGCCUGUUUUCAUUCAUGAUGGGGAGAGGGGGGGAGGGGUUGUGUAAUGAAUGAUGGUUGCUUCUCAGGCAGCGUCACUGACAUUUGGAUGUGUGUGUUUUUUCUCAAAGGCGACCGGUGGGGAAACUGAGGCACACAUUCAUAGUGAAGAACAUGCAGACUGAAUCCUUAAGGGGAAAGCAUGAGCAUACAUAAAAACAUAUGCCUGGAUGUAUUAAAAAUUGAAGCCAAGUCCAUAAAUGUGAAUAAACACUGUGAGUGACUCUUUUCCUCUAACCAGCUCUCUGUUUCUUGCAGGGGGGGAAACACAAGAUUUUGGACAAAUGCAGCCUGCCUUUGACAGGGAAGCAGUGUGUGGAUCGGAUCAUCACCGAAAAGGUGUGUUCAGAGUCAGAGUCAUUUUAACAGCAGCAAAUGGAUAGGCUUAUUCUUAUUCUUAUUCUUAGAUGCUGCAUAGACAGACAGUCAGUUGCUCUGGCUGUGCAGUAUGUACGGCCUUUCUAAUACCUGGUUUCCAGGUCAUUACAUGUCACUUUUAAGCAAAUUCCUGUCUUUGUUAAACAGAACUGUUCUUGUGAGGCAUGGACACACAGGCAAGCUCCAGCCUUCUUAACUGAAAUUUGCUCCUGACAUCAGGCAGCAGUGUUCGGUUCCUGUGGGAUUGCAAGGUGUCCUCUAUUUUCGUAACCAUGCGGCCAUUAUAAAUGUACAGUCUAUGAUUAAUGAUCACCAUGCUGAACAACAACAAUAUCUCCCCACUGAAGCUGGUUUUCACUUCCUCUGUUGGUCACAUCCACGACUAAUCCUCCUGAUGGAUCGAUCUUAAACACUGCAUUUUCCAAGCCUCUAUCUUCAUAACAGCUUUAAAAAUCUAUGACCAGCUGAAGGCUUUUUUCAGACCAGGUUUUUUUUUUCAAUCCUUACAAAUUAUUGGCCACACUUCCACUCUACCUUCUAGUCAUGAGUGAUGGGAUUGAAAUCUAAAAAUUCUGUUGGCUGUAGACGGUUUUGCAUUCCUAUUUUAUCACCACUAAUAAUUAGCUAGGGACAUGAUGAGCACAACCGAUCACACUCUGUAUCUCUAUCUGUUUUACUUCUUCCUCAAAAAACAACCACACUUCAGCUGAUAAGUGUGUGUGUUGCAACGGAGCAGCAUGGUAGAUGGAAAUUACUUUUAUUGAAUUAGCCCUAAUUUAAUCAGUUGAUUUCUGUAAAGAGCUUGAUAUGGAUUUGGUUAUGUUUUUUAUUUUGUUUUCCUGUUAAUUUUUUAUGGUUAGGGUUUGGUUUCCCUUCAAGAACAUAUUUAAUAAUCCUCCCACCCUGCUUCUGAGCCCCGUUUGCAAUGAUGCUGGUUGUAUUGAUGUUGUGGACUCUGGGUUUGGUUUUCUCUAAAUAGAAUUGCCUCAGUUUGAUUCAGUGAGGACCUGAGUUUGGCUGAACAUAGAGAAACUUCAAUUUCUGCUCACAGAAGAAAACACUAUCAACAUAUUUUUGUAGCAGAAAGUUUUCUGGCUCCAUAAUGAGAUUGUCAUGCAAAAAGGACAGAUAUUAAGCUAAUACCAACAAAGUCAGUCCUUACAAACCUGACAUGUUCUACAUUCCAAUUUUCUACUAAGUCAAGAGAUCAAGACAACUUUAUUAAUCCCACCUGGGGCAAUUGACUUGUGCAGCUUGCAUACUACAGAAACACAAGUUCACAGGAAGAUAAGAUAAAUAGGGCAUCAGACAGAAUGGGUAAAAAAUGAAAUGCUUAGGAGAACAGUGGGAUUAAGGAUCAAUAAAAAUGAAUAAAUAGAUAAAUGACUAAGAAUACUGACCGAUAAAAUGUACAUGGUAAAAAAGAGUAAAAUCAUUAUAAAGUUGAGAUUCUCUCUAAAACGUCAAUAAAACAGAACAUCAGGGUUUGUAAAUUGUCUGAACCCUUAAUGUGUUUAAAAUAGUGCCAAGACAACAUAUCAAAUGUUAAAGCUCAAAAAUAUCAUCACAUUAAGAAUCUUAAAUUUCCGAUGCCAGCAACAUGUUUCAAAACAGUUAGGAUAGGAUGCCAGAACACUGAAAAAGUUGUGUGAUAUUACAAAAACACACACAGAGAAACAUCUACAAAGCUGUCAGCUUUAAUAAGCUGUAUGGUAUGAGUAUAUGAGUUAUAAAUAAUGUUCCCAGGAAUCAUAUUUAUUUUUUUAGUUGCCUUUUGGGAAUUUUUUGCUUUCAGUCAAAAGAGGGAAAGUGUGCAGAGUAGAGAGUUUGGGAUAAAUUGCAGCAAAGAGUCAAAGCUUCAGGUCGAACCAGCAGCCACUGCAGUGAGGCCUCAAGCCUCUUCCAUCUGCUUGUCAAUGUAGCCGCCAAAAAUCUGAGCAACAUUGUAAUGACUGAGAAAGCAAAAUUUUUUGGUAUCUGAAAACCAACAAAUGACUUCUGUUUCCUUGACUAUGAUGUUAGUUUCAUAUAAAAGCCUACAGGUACUCAGGUAUCUACGUGGCUGUAGAUAUAAAAGAUAUCCUGAUGCUGUACUGUAUUGAUCCUCCCUCACCUCCUGCUGCAGGCCAUGUUACAUCCAGCUCACUGAAGAGACCUCUUGACCUCUUUACCUGAGAAAUCUUUGAAAAAUCCCUGAAAGCAACCGACAUGCUCUCUAUGGAAGAAGUGGGGGAUGUAUAAUUGAUUGUCGAGGAAGUGUUUUAUUAUACGUUACUGUGUGGUGUGCGUUGAAUGGCCUUUUGGUGGAGCACUACCUUUAAGAACAAAGUCUAUGGAAAACGAUGGGUACCCAUUUUGAAUACAUGGUGUACCCUUAUAAAUCUCAACACUCAAUUUUUCUGAAGAAGCUUACGAAGCUUGGCCUGCAGGCAAAUCUCCAUUGUUUCCACUUGAGCGUGAAGAGCUUUGUUUCUGCUCUGCUUUUGAAUUUCAUCAGCACCCCACAGUUUGAGCUCCGCAUAAUGUGAAGGCAGGAUGUUGGAGCGUGUGUAACCUUUUGAAUAUCUCCCUCCUCUACAAACAUAUGUCGUCUGACUGAGAGUAGCACUUGCAAUGAGAAAGAGGCAAAAGUGUCAGUAUGGGACGUUAUGUAAACAGUAGUUUCCCUCUGCUAUUGCAAAUCUUUGAAUUAAGCAGACCAGAGAAAUCUCCACAGCAGUCAGGACAGUACAGGGAUGGAGUUUUCUUUUGAAGGGGAAUAAGCAGACAGUGAGCGAAAGUACAGGGUUGAAAAAUAAAGAUGAGUGAGGAUGGAGGGUAGAGGGCAUUUACAGGGAAAGGAGGACGGUCAAAAGAGGAGUAAGAAAUGCUGACUGGAAGAAAAAAAAGUGUGGGGGAGGCAAGCAAGAAAAACCCAGAGAGAGUAGCGCUGGGUGCCGAUGUGGUUUCUGUGUUUUCAUGUUUUCUGGUUAAUACCAUGUAAGCCUCUGGUGGUUACUGCCUUUGGAAACAGGCUCAUUGAAAACCUGACCUGUCGGUGUUAAAAGUCCUGUGGUGUCUCCACACUUUUUCUCCCCUUUAUUUUUCUCCUUUUAUUUAUUUUUUUUACUCCGCUGCCUUUUGUUGUUAUUGUGCAACAUUUCUCACCCAGUAGAUUUCUGUCAAUAUUUAUAAAGGUUAAAGCUCUUUCUACCGACUUGCAAACAUCAGUACCACCUCUUCUUCAACACCUUUCUCGUUUUAUCUUCUGCUGUCGCUUUCCCCUCCGUCCAUUUGUAACGUCUCCUUUUAUUACAUCGUCAGCUCUUUACUGUCUUUGUUAGUACUUACAUUCUGCAUUCUUUCUCUCAUGGCAUCUUUUUCACAUUUCCUGUCUUCACAUACCUCCCUCAUCUUCUUCUGUAAUCUUUACUUCUACUCUGACCUCAGCAUCCCCUAUCCUCCUUUUAAAUGCUUUCGAGUGCAUGUCUCUCUUACUGUAAAUUAAUUUGAAAAUAUUUUUUCUCUGCAUGGCCUGAAAUUGAACAUAAACAAGAUCUGCAACUUUUUCAAGAUGCUGGCCCCCUUUCAAACACUUCUUUGUCAAUUACAGUGUCUUUUUUUGUUUGGACUAGGGAUGCGCCGAUCCGCUUUUUUCACCUCCAGUAUCGAUACAGAUAUCAACAGUUUAGUAUACCGACCCAAUUCCAACACAAAAAAACGGCGCUGAAUUACCUUUUGUUGUAACUUGAAGUUUUACCACCGCCCCUCGGAACAUUUACUGCGCAGGUAUUGCAAGUUCAAGAUAGCAGACCCUUUUGCUCGCUCCAUUUUGAGAACAACGUGGGCAUCCGCUCAGCAAAUUUACUCGUGGAUGCCACUCAUCGUGCAUAGCAUAGAGUUAGAGUGAAUAGAUCGGCCACUAUGCAUCGGCCCCAUUGUAACGAUACACGAUCUAGAAUUUUCUUCAGUAUCGGGACAGAUACCGAUAUCACAUAUCGGAUCGGUGCAUCCCUAGUUUGGAAGAGAGAAAAAAAAAACCUUAAAAAAUUCUGACAUCUAACUAUCAGCUCGACAGCUCCUCAAUAAACACACUUGGCAUUGUGCUACCUCGAGCUCAUGCUGUGAUUGGUUGUCAUGUUGACAUGUUUUUCUACCAGUGAGCACAAGUGUAAUUGUUAUUUCAGGUUUUUCCGGUUACCUCAAUGUAUAAAUAAUUAUAUCAUGAUAGCUUAAUUCUCAAGGUGCCUUGAGACAUCAUGAUAGAAAUCUUGCUUCGCUAAAGAAAAGGUCAGGAAACAAAAGAACUGGAACUGCUGGAGUUAUCACAGCGUUUUUGUUAAGCUGUCACCCAAUGUCAAACACCCAAUCUGUAUUUCCCCAGGCUUUUAGUUUCAAGUUUUCUCUCUAAACUUAACUGUGAGUAAUGAUUCGUUGCCAAAAUGCACACUGCAUGUGAAACACAAUGUUCCUGUAACGGUGUAAUUUGGAAUAAUCUAAUAAAGAAAAACCCUCUGAACUUCAGACUUCAGAAAAUGAUUACGUUAUGUGCUAAUUAAUUUGGUUGAAUUGAUCCAUGAAUGGUUUUCAUGCUGUUCUAGCCGCAGGGAGGCAUUCAUGUACUUCUCUCUGAACCUUCUGACCGCAAAAACUACAGCCAGAAACUGAAAGUGUAAGCAGGUCGCCAAAAUGACGAAAAACAUUAGCAUUAAUUGAGUCAAAUGAAAUGAAACCUUUUUCAUUUACAAAGAUAAAAAAAAACAAGUCGGUGCAAAAACAAAAUAUUGCAAAAAGCUUUCGGUUUAUUUUACCAUUAACACCAGAUAUCAAAUUACAUGUGUGCUUUGAGAACAUUAUUGUUGUCGUGAAACAAGGAGCAGUAGAAAACGAGGACAGAAAUAUGUCAAAGCAAAAAGAGCCUUUUAUAAGCUUCAUAAUGGUUAUCUUUGUUUUUUUAUCCUUAGCCAUCUCUUCAUUAUUAAAGCAUCUGUUGGCAAAAUGAAAAAGAUCAAUCAAGGCUUUCAGUCCCUGUAGAAAAAAAAACAUGUUUUCCCAGCCUCAUACACAUUCAUAAAGAUGACAUAAACAAACACAGCAUCCCCCUAUGAUAACCAGAAGGGUUGGUGAUUCAAGCGAUGUCCUAUUGCAAUGAUUUGAGAUCCAGGGUGGUAGGAAACUUGUUGCCUUAGGCGACAUCUCUGCCGCUUCUCUAUAUGCUUGGACGUUUUUACCCACAUGUUGCCAUUUCUUUGUCCUUAACCACAGCUGCCCUGGUAACAAGCCUGCUCACUCGGACCAUUGCGAUUAAAAUUACGGAUUUCUAAUGUUUUUGUUUACAGCAUGAGAAUGGAGUAAAUUAGCCAUAAUGCUUUUCUGCAAAGAAAAACUUCCUCACAAAAUACUCUCUCUCCUCUUAACAGCCAUUUGGGGGAUUAUUUUAGUAAAAAAAGCAACUGCUCACUUAUUCACAAAUGAAGCAGAACAACUCCUGAAUUAUUCAAUCAUCAUAAUGGGCCCAGAAAAGUAUUAUCCAUGGCAUUUUCCAUAAUGAAAGCAGUGCCAAUGACAGCAAAUAUAACUGCGGCAAGCAAAUUGAAAAUGUUUUAUGGUCCUACUGUGAGUUUCUGUCUGAAAUGACUCAAAAAGACAGCACCUUGUAAUUGCUGUAAUACACCAACAAGAUACAGGGCGGCUAUUGAAGUUUAUUUGUUGAAGGGUAAAGACUAAUUUUCACUUCUCUCUAGUGCUCUCACAUUCAUCUGAAGCAAUAAGUGAGCUAAAUGAUGGCAGCUUUUUGUUGUUACCCAGAGAUUAAAGUUCUCUGUCACUAUGAUGGAUUUCUACCAGUUUCAUAUUGGGUAUGAUAGACUGAUAUCAUAGCAGUGGUGACAAACAGAAACGGUUCUUAUUUUCAGCUUGGUAAUUUAAGUGAAUCCUAUUAGUGGUAAUGCAUUUCUGUGGUAUUUUGAAGUAAGCAGAGCUCAGCAGUAACUCACAAUUACUGAGAUCAGAUCAGAUAUAGAAAAACAAAGUAUAACCUGUCUGAUCUGAUCUCAACUACAUUGCACAGUACAGCGUGCUAUAGGCAGACUGCUGCAGCCUGUGUCGUGUCAACAUUAUAGCCAGAGUGUGAGAGUGAGACAGUCAGCAGCACUGUGGAAAUAUCAUCUGUAUGUGUGUUUAUCUUGAGCUGAAAGAAGACAAAAGCAAAACGGCUUAGUGCAGUUUAUGCAAUGCCAGUGUCUCAAGAGUUGGCAGCAGCAUUAGAAAGUACAACACCUCAAACUCGAUAAGACAUUUGCAGAAGAAUAAUGGAGAGGAGUGUGUAGACUUUAUACAGGCAACAAGUGCCGAGAGGAAAAGUGAGCUGCAACAACAAGCAUGGGUUAGAAACUCCCUCCAGACAGCAACGAUCAAAUCUGAUGACUCAUAAAAUUAUUAAGUUCACUUUUUUCAGAUGACAAGCAACUUACUGCCGUUCAAGGUGCGGAUUUUCAACAUUCAAUCAAACAUUCGGGGGACUCGCUAGGAGCUCUCAAAGAUGUGAGAGACUGCCCAGAGCUGUGUGAUAAAUAACAGAGAGGGCUUUUGGAUUCGUUAUUUCUGACAACUAACAACACUUAUUGAACACUUGGACUCCAGGUAGAGUUUACCAUCACAAAAAUACUCACCGCACUGCCUGAACUCUUAGAGAAUAUUUUUAGUACAUAUUUAAGAUGAGCGUUAAACAACAUUUUUCUCUGUUGUAACAUUUGACAUGUUGUCGGACUAUUUUCAGUGCAGUGCAGAACUCUGAUAUUAGGCUGCUUAAAUUUUGAGUCGUUCCUCCACUUCCUUUUUGGUAUCAAAGCAAAGUUCUCUUUUCUCAAAAUGUGAAUGUCAAAAGGCUCUUUGAAGCUUAUUUUGCAUAUUCUAAUGGAUAAACUUUUCUUCAUCAUGCCAAAUCAUGCCAUGACCCCCCUCCAGCACUUUCAUUCUUCAUUAGGAUUUCGUCACAUUUUCUUUGCCAUAUUUGGGAGUUUUACUAAUCAGAGAUGACUGUCUAACUUGAUUGUAGACAGCUAAUCUGUUGAAGCAGCCUCAGUCAUUGAUCUGGCACUUUCACAAAUAUACUCCUCCAAACAGCUCAUACAUUUCUGAGGGCUUAUGCAAAAAGCUUUCCUAUCGCUUGUUUUAUACAUUGAACAUUUUUGGCGAGGGAUAUUUUUGGCUCUGGUAACUUUCAGCCGACUUUCUGCCAACCUCUCAGCAGACAACACAUGGGUCAGACAAGCAGCUUCUCCCUGACUAACUGGCAUCAAUCUGGUUAAUGAUGGUGGUGAGUUUGAGGACAGAGAGGAAGGAUGACUCAACAGUAAUACAACAAAAAGGCUGCUUUGCAAAACAUAGUUUGUUUUUCAAUUUUCAAAGGGGAUUUCAGAAACUAGGUCAGUCUGUAGUUAAUUGCCUUAAAAAAUCUAUAAAUGCACAAGACCUUGACAUAAAAUGUUCUAUGUUUGUCGGCCCACGCUGACAUUACUCAGCACUUGCAAUAUCAGCAAAGUGUUACAGCGAUCUAUAUGCACGGUUUGACAAAUCCUAAAUUAUCCUCAGUCACUUGUGACCGAAGUCUCGAUUAGGAAUACUUGUCAGUUUUUGUGUUACUCACAGACCCUUUUUCCAUGUGACAUUCCAUCUGUCUUGCUAUAAUGGAGUGAGAUAUCUGCCUCCUGCCCUGUUGCUGUGUGCGCCUGGUCCUAAUGAGCCGCGAGUCCUGCCGGGCUUCGUCUGGAUGUGACUGUGGCUCAGCCUGUCAGUCCCUGCUGGGAGAAGCUACAGGAACCAGCUCAGCUGUGUGUGCCUGGCCUGUCUUCAUAGAGUAUUUUCUCUGCGGUGUGCAUAAAUAGGUAAAAUGCUUUUGACCCAGAUUUAGUUUUAAAGGUUUAUUGUAUAAGAUGGUCUGUAGAAACACCUGGCUUAUUUGUCAUGCUGGACUUGUUGGAGAAAAGAAGUCUCUUGGCUGAAAUAUGACUCAGUUUGAAACACCAGCUGAUGUCUUUAUGAUCAUGAACUAAGAAGAACUGUUAAUGAAGGGAGAGUGUAACAGCAAAAGGAGAAAGCAGGACGGGAUUUUCUGUAUAGUUCAACGACUGAUUUGUCCACAGGGGGCACCAAAAGCAAAGUUACUUAUCCUCAGCUUUAAGACUUUGUAACUAAAGAUACGGUUAUUAGUUCUUAUAAGAUGCCCAUGAAUCAAUAGCUUCUCUUCUAGGGUUGGGAUGAUAACCUUUUCUCCCGAUUCGAGUCUUCUACGAUUUUUGGAUGCUGAUUUAAAUUGUGAUUCUACGAUAUUGUCGAUUUUCUUGAUUUUUAGUCUGCAUUUUUAACACCAGUGAAACAGUUGAAUGAUUAUGAUUGUCUACUGACGAUUCCAGGAACCAUAUUUUCCCCAAAAAUACACAUCACGUGUAAGUCAGUUUUUAAGAUUUAUUCUUUGAUUUGAAAAAAAAAAAAAGAUUUCUGAACAUAAAACUGAUUUAAAAAUUGUGAAACAAAAAAUCGUCAUACUUAUGUGAAUCGAUUUUUUUCUCCCACCCCUAUUCUCCUCUAUGAAGACACAAUAGGCUAUUUAAGCGAAAACCUACAAGGCAUCCCUCUGACAUCCCCUCACAGUGUAGGCAUAAAUGUAGGGCUUCGGCUCGCAUCAGCUUCAUUUUCUGACAUUGGAAGUUGCAGCUUUGCAAAAAUACAGAGUUGCAGUGCAGAAGAUGAAGACUUUAUCACCGCGUUGUCCUAAACUAGAACGCUAAAUGUGGCAGAAAUCAGGAUCAUUUUAAGGAUGUAUGAAAAAUAUUUCAGCAUACCAGUGAAGUUGUAAGAGCUCAUCUUGGUGGAGCCAAUGUUUCUGAACUACUGAGGAUGAUUAAAGGAGGUUUAAAGAGGCAAGAACAUCUCAGUUGCCUGAAGGUGCUCUACAAGUGUUCAUGACCAUAUUUUCUUUUGGUAUUGUGUCUUCAGGUGUAAACUUUGGUAGAAUUGUUCUUGUACUUGUCCAAAAGCACCUCUUUUCUGUCUGUCCAACUGUGAAUGAUGCCUUUGGCCAUGUACACAAUCACUUCACUCUUAAAUUUCGAAGUAUUUCAAGGAAUCCCUUUUACGGACUCUGAAGACUGUUCUGAGCAUGUUGUAUGCUUGUGAAGGUUGGUAUAUAGAAAGAACAGUUCCUAAUAUCGAUCAUAUAUGAAAUCCUGAAGAACCACAGAUACUCAGAGAUAUGUUUAAUUGAUCUGUCAACUGUGAAGACUGAGUGUACGCUUGUACCUCUACAGUCUUUUAAAACCUGGUUCAACAACACCUUUUUUUUAUUCUUUUUUAUGACAAAAGUAGUUCAACAAUUAAACUAUAAUUGCCCACUGCUUUGUAGUGGCACAGAGAUUCAAGGACCACUCUGUAAGGCAUGUCACGGAUGUGUCACCAAUAAUUGCAGCUUUUUUUUUCAUGUGUGGAAAACACUGAAGUGGGUCUCUGCCUGUGGCAACAGUGUUAUUUGGGGUGCUUUGCCCUCCUUUUGAGGUCACAGUCAUAAUGGCAUCCUUGUCUAUAACCUCAGUGACAAAACAAAGAAUUUGAGCCCCACAAUUAUGGAAAAAACCCUCCCCUUGAUAUUGUUUUUGUAUCUUAUCACCCUCCUUCAUCUGUCUCAGUCUGAACAUCUCAUCUCUUCUGCUCUCUCCCUGCCUCUCUAUUUUCUGCCCUGUUUCUGCUCACCAGGCUGUGUUUGAUGUGGAUAAGACAAAAGGCCUGACACUGAUAGAAGUGUGGGAGGGUCUCACUCCUGAGGAUAUCAAGGCAUGCACCGGCACUGAGUUUGAGGUAAGUAGCCAAACAAUUUGGCCACCAGCGCUAUCUUUGAUUUUCGAACUUCAAGCAUUCUUACCAUGACACAUCCCCUCUGAUCCGUCUCUCUCUCAUAGGUGUCUCCUAACCUGAGGCCCAUGCAGCAGAUCUAGAGGAGCUUUUAAGGGAUCUGACAAGUGUUUGUGGCUCUCAUUUCAUCUCUCUGUGGUAAACAGCUGGUGAUCUAUCAGCCUACGACGAGUCAAAUAAGCUAAUAAAACAGAAAUGAUUUGUUCUGUUCACUGCUAAUCAGUAUGCAAACUUCAGGAGGAUUCAGUCCACAUUUAUGUUCACCGAAAGGGAUUCACAUGAUCCAAAAUGCACGAGUGUUUUUUUGUCUUUUGUUAUCUAGUUUGACGAACAAAAAAGGGAAACUACAUUGUUGCCUAUCACAUCAUUAAGUUAUUAACUUUUUUGUAAUGUUUUUAAAUCUGUUACCAAACAUUUCAUCAGGAAAUUACAUGCAAAAAAUUCUUAAUACUGUAUUUCGGCUGAGAUUAAACUUUACUUGCAAUACUAACAAACGGGAUGUAAACAUAUGAAGAUUAAUAAUAUAUACUGUAGAUCAAUAAGUAACUUUGACGUACUCAAAAGAACUGAAAUGUAAUGAAGUAAGAAAACAUUUGUGUGCUGUAGGUCAGGUGGAUAUAUAUGUGUGAAGGUGUUUAAAUUUCUGCCACAUCAAGCUACAAAAAAAGUUAAGGAUAUAUUUCUUUUUCAUUUAAUUUGAAAAAAGUGGGAUGUUUAAAGUAUCAUCUAACUAUAUUUGUAAUUAUAACUUCCACCAUAGUGUCGAACUGUGUGAUGCCUCUUCUCUUAGCCUCACGAAUAUCAGAGUUGACAGUCGUAUACACAUUUGAGCCAGAAAACACGAGGCCUUAACGUUUUUGUACACAGGCAUUAACCGUCCUCUUCCUUCUCUUUGUAUAUAAAUAAAAUACAACCUUGUGUGCUGAGCUGAGGAACUGGGAA
Molecule: messenger RNA, 49001 nt
Organism: Xyrichtys novacula (pearly razorfish)
Lineage: Eukaryota; Metazoa; Chordata; Actinopteri; Labriformes; Labridae
Source: the annotation of a GenBank genome assembly